Podarcis lilfordi (Lilford's wall lizard) is the source of this 77593-nucleotide messenger RNA. The record is from the annotation of a GenBank genome assembly. Lineage: Eukaryota; Metazoa; Chordata; Lepidosauria; Squamata; Lacertidae.
AUGACUCCCCAGCAGAAAGCCAGCUUGUCACCACAGGGGCAGAGUGAGCAGGAUUUGGGAGCCUGUCCUCCCACCCAGGAGUGGAGCAAGGCAAGUACUUGAAUGGUGUGAAAGGAGGCUGAAGGUGCAGAGAGUCUGUGUCAAGAGGUACAGCUGGGCUGGCUGUUCCAUGUGUCUAGAGAAGUUACCUCUCUGUCCGGGCUGGAACGGCUCGUCCCCACAUUCCUUCCUGGACGUUUCACUUUUUCCAAUUUGUUUUUCUUCCCCUUCCCUUCUAUUUAUUGCUCGUGUGCUCAUUUCUCCGCCAGCUUCCCCUGAUGAGCCGCUCCUGAAUCCUGGCUUAUUUUCUUUUACUUGAUCGUACCGCAGAAUCUGCUGAACCCGCAGCUGCUUCCUCCGACCAUACGUAUUUCCCCGCACCGGGAUAAACUUUCCGUGCUUAGCUAGACGGUGUGUAACCACUAGACCUGUCCAACACACUUUCCUCUCGGCAGCCAACACAUCUCUGUGCGCAGAGUACAUGCUUAUACAAUGGUUCUCUGUGUGCUGUUCUUGUGCAUGCCAUAUAUCAUGCACAUGCUAAAACAGACAGGUCUACCACUUUGAAGUGCUUCUGAAUACCAGUUGCUGGAAACCACAGGGGCAAAAGUUGCCCUUGAGCAUCCCACUGGGGCAUCUGGUAGGCCCCUGUGAGAACAGAACGCUGGACUAGAUGGGCCAUUGGUCCAAUCCAGCAGGCUCUUAUCCGUUAGACAAUAUUUGCUCAGCACACCCAUUAGGCAGAAUUCCAUAAAUAUGUUUGUGGUUUACCGAGACUGAAUAAUAUAAUCACAGACUGAUUCAUGGCUUGACAUUUCAGGGCCAUUUCACACAUUCCCUGGACAAUAUAAACCCAGAUUUAUAUCCAACCCACAGCCAGUUCUCUACUCCUGGAAGAGUGUAACUGUCCAAUAUGCAUAUUUUAAAGCACCUGUCAGUCACACUGACAGCUCACAUUCUGAAAACUGUCUAAGACUAUCAGUAGCUACAUGGUGGCUAUGCUCUGAUCAGAAGCAGUAAUUCUUCUGAAUACCAGUUGCUGGAGACUACAGGAGGGGAGUGGGCUCUUGUGUUCAGGUGCUGCUUGCUGGUUUCCCACAGGCAUCUGGUUGGCCACUGGAUGCUACACUAGAUGGGCCACUUGUCUGAUCCCGAAGAGCUCUUCUUCCUUUCUUCUGUUUAAGUAGACACCUGAAAAUUGCAAAGCAUAAAGAGGUAUUUCGUGUAAAGCUGUUGGGAGUUUUUUGCUAACCUGGAUGGUUAAGACCAUGACUUUAUUCUACUUGAAUUCUUCAUUCAAAUGUUUCAAGGGGACAUCUACUUAGGGUGGCCAUGUGUCCUACAUUCCCAGAAAAGAGUACUGUAUUUGAUGAGCUGUCCGCUUUAACAGCAGAAAACCCUAAGAAGCAAGAGCAAGUUGUACACCAACAGUUAGGACCUUGGCAGCAGACUAAGCAGAGAUGGAUAUAUGCAUUUCUGUUUAAAUUAUAGUAAUCAUUUGCAGUAUAAAUAUAAAUUAGCACAGGGUGAUGCAUUUCCUCUCCUGGAGUGAUGAGUAAGUGGACAGCUUAUACCCACUGGGUAGGAAAUGCCUGGCAAAGAAGGUGCUCAGUUGCUCCAGACCAGCUUACUUGAUGCUUGAAGCAUGAGCCCUCCAAAGUUUAGGUAGACCUGCGCCAGCUGCUGCCCUCCACUUGUAGAGGUGGCCAAAUUUCAUGGUGAGGUGAAUUUCUGUCAACCAAGGCUGCUGUUUUUUAUACUGUUGUUAUACUGUUGUGAUGCUGUUUUGUCUGCUAAUGUUAUAGAACUGAAUGCUGUACAGGUGGUGGUGGUGGUGAGGAACAACAGGUAUACUUGCAGGAGAAAUUAUCCCAUUACCUGAUGCUACUUUAGAUGCCAUAAAAUCCCUCACCUUUCCCCUGAGGAGCUCAAGGUGGCAUAUGUGGUCUUCCUCAUCAUUUAAAUCCCCACAACAAUAUUGUGAGGUGGGUUAGACUGAGAGGCCAUGACCAGCCCCCAAGGUUUUGGAGAACGAGGUUCCUAUUUUUGUGUGGGAGUGUACUGUGGUUCAUGCCUUUUGGGGGAAAGCCUUUUAUCUGACCUCCAAAAUCACUAAACAAUCUAUGUCUCCUCUAAUUCGGCACUUGCCAGGCGUAUCACUGGAUUUGACCCCAAAUUCUACCCUUAAAUCUAAAGAAUUAAUUUCCUUCCUGAAGCUAGGCUAGUUAUUGCCCAAUAUGGAAGGAAACCUCUAAUAUACCAAUAGUGGUUGGGGUUAAUAACAUCUGGAAUAUUGCUCUAUCAGAAUGCCUCACAUAUCACUGGUGAAUAAUCAGGGGCAUCUCCAAAAAGAUACCUUUGACACAAUUCGAUCUCCCUUUUUCUCUUUUAUUGGGAAUGGGAUAUUUUAAUGCCAUAAUCAUUACACAGGUGUCUGUGGCAGUGAUAUAUUGAUUGAAAAAUGUCUAGUAUACCAAAUCAGUAAUUGGGUCCCUAUUGUGGGUAUUUGUUGAGCCAACAUGACAGUGAUGAGGGAUUGAGGAUUGGAGUAAUGUUUCUGUAGGAUUAUGGCAGUGGACAAAGCUGAAGUGUAACUUUUGAAUAAACGUGUGUGUUUUUUAAUAAUAAUAAUAAUAAGUGGCAUACAUGACUGUCCAUAGCCACUGUAUGUCAACAACCCUGGUCACCCAGUGAGCAUUGUAGCUGAAUGGGGAUGGAGUGUCACCUACCACAGAUGUAUGGUAACUAAUUUAUAAGAAAAUCAAUAGCUCACCAAUAAUUGGCUACCUUGUAACAACUCAGAAUCGUCAAUACAAACAAAUGUGACCAAAGGAAAUAGAUUUGAAAUUGAUAUGAGCAGCAAAACCUUAAUACAAAAUAAGGAAGGUGUUUUGUGCCAGAAUCCAACUUGGUAUAUUGUAAAUAAGCAAUAAAUGCUCUCAGAGGGGCUCAUCUCCAACUCCCCCCCCCCCCGCUGCCCCCUUGACUUUUAGCUCUCCCGUAGGUCCUCCCACUGUCCUCCAGGGGGCGGUACCAUCCACUUUGGGGACCACUGCCAUACACUACCAUGCAAAGACAUUUCCCUUCCCAGUGACUGUCCCUGUCACUCUCCAGCUCUUGCAGCUGCAGGCAUCUAUUUCUUUAGUAUUACUAGCCAGAGUGGUGCAGUGGUCAGAGUGUCAGACUAGGACACUCCAUCCCCAUUCAGGUGAAGGUUUUUGCAUAUUUGGUAAGUCGUUAUAUAUUAAUAUUUUGUGCUGCAAAUUUGCUUCACCCUUAUGUUUUUGUUAGUAAGAAUAUGUAAAAAAGACUUUUAUGCAAUAUUCUUUGCCAUUUAUAUUUUUUUCUAAGCUACAGAGCACAUGCUUAUUUUUACAUAGGUUUAUUUUUUGAAUAAGGGAGCACUUAAUUGUUACUCUUCUGAAUUUUACUGUGUUAGCAUCCUCCUUAGUGGAUCAUGCAAAGCCCUAUUCUAAAUAAUGCUUUGACAGGGUAGGGGGCUCUGGUGAUGAUUUCAGGGAAGCAGGGGACAGUGGUCCGAAAAAGUUUAGGAACCACACUGGUCAGUGGAUACACAGUGCUGCCCAUUUGGAGUUUUCUCCUUUCCCCAGGUGCCCCCAGUCUGUCCACAGCACAAGGUUGGCUGCCCUCCCUUCUUUUCUUGUCGUGCCAAAGUGAGAAGAUUCAGAAAUGUUUAAGCCUUGUGUGAAAGGGGAGCUACUUCUAAAUAGCUUGGUGUUAGCUUGGAUAGCUCAUUUGGUUAGAGCACGAUGCUGAUAACACCAAGGUUGCAGGUUCGAUCUCUGUAUGGGACAGCUGCAUAUUUCUGCAUUGCAGAGGGUUGGACUAGAUGAUCCUCAGGGUCCCUUCCAACUCUACAAUUCUAUGAUCCUUGCUCUGAAUAUUAUUGCUCCCUUCGAGUCCAUUCCUGCAUACCAGUGCGGAUAUGAAAGGUCAGGUCCGUCCCGUCCCCCCACCCAGUAGGAUUUACACUAGGGUAGUUACAAAAUCCCCAUCUCUGUUCCUUCAUUUUUGCAGCCCAGUCUCAGGUGGGGGGUCAUUUUGGUGAUUUUUCAGAAAGGUGUGGAAUUCAGCAUGGUGGGGCGAAUGUUAUUACCAUCAUUAUCAUAGUCAUUUAUUUAGACCCCACCUUUUGCCCUGACAGGGUUCAGGGUGACUAACAGAUAAAAACAAGAACCACUAAAAAUAGGGGGGAAACAAUACAGUGGUACCUCGGGUUACAUACGCUUCAGGUUACACACUCCGCUAACCCAGAAAUAGUGCUUCAGGUUAAGAACUUUGCUUCAGGAUGAGAACAGAAAUCGUGCUCCAGCGGCGCAGCAGCAGCGGGAGUUCCCAUUAGCUAAAGUGGUGCUUCAGGUUAAGAACAGUUUCAGGUUAAGUACAGACCUCCAGAAUGAAUUAAGUACUUAACCUGAGGUACCACUGUAAUCAAAAAACAUUGAUAGAAUUAAAACUAUAUACACAUACACAAUCUUAUUAGAAACAUACAGAUAAUUACCAUAAAACCAGCAUGGUGACAGCCCUUUCAUUAAAAGCAGCCAGUUCUCAAAAGAAGGACUUCACCUGCCAGCAGAAGGCCAGCAAGGAGGGAGCCAGUCUAACUUCUCUAGGGAGGGAGUUCCAAAGUUGUCUGGGAGCAGCCAUCACCCAGAAGUCUCUCAGGUCCUGGGCCCCCAUGAAGUGUGCCUGUGAGGGUGGUGGGACUGAGGGAAGGGAACCCAGGCAGGUUCCUAUAAGGGAAUAAUGUAUUUCAAAUAGCUUGGGCCUAAGCUGUGUAACAAUAACACCCUGCACUCCUUUCCUCUUGGUAAAUGGUUGCUGGUGGGUGGUGGCAAAUAUUUAUUUUAUUUGCAAUCAGAAGAAUAGGAUGGGCCCCUAUGAAAGAUAUCUCAUGUAUCCAAGAGUAAAGAGGCGCAUCUGUGGCACACUACGGAAGCUAUGCCAUGUGAAUGCCUGACUAAAUAGCACCAUAUCUCCUGGGCCACUUUCCCCUGCCUUGCAGCUGCCGUUUCCCUGCCAACCCCCGGAAUAUCCAUGGAGUGACAUGGGCUGCAUUCACACAGCAGUCUAUGCCAUUUCACUUAUGUUUAUUUCCAAAUUAUUUAAAUUUGUAUACUACCCUUUAUCUAUAGAUCUCAGGCUGGUCCAUAACAUAAGAUUACAAUAUAAAAAGCACAAAAUGAUUCAUUCUCUCCUACUACCUGUUGCAUCUAGGCUGCAACUGGUCAGUUUCAGUGCAAGCCUAUGAUUGCUGGCUGCAUCUUGCCUUCUCCCUAUCAUGCUACUUUGGUAAGUAGUUUGAUAGGGAGAAGGUCCUGAGUGUGUGUGGCUCUGCUCAUGGAUUUUCAGAAUGACUUUUUAAUGGCUUAAGAAAAAGAAGGAGCUUGGUAUAUUACAAGACCAAACUACAUUGCAAGGUGGGUCAUUAACAGACUGAUCAACAAAGACCUGAAAUUUAAUAAACAGUGUAUGUAAAACAUUAGAACCAAAUGUUGUUUGACUCCCAACUCCCACCAUCCCUGAUGAUUCUGGAAACCUAGCAGAAUAUAGUGGAAGUUUAGGACUGAUUUUUGUAUUAAUUGCUUGCAACCUCAUUGACCGAGAAAAUGGUGAAGGGUAAUGUGAUAAAAUGUCAGGCUCUAAUCUGGCAUGCAGUCCUUUCCUGCUGCUUUCAUGGGGGGGAAUCAUGGGGAAACAGAAGCAAGUAUGUGCAGAAAUAGGGGUGGGGGCGUUGCCCAGUGAUGUAGUGCAGUGUUGUGCCACACCACACCCACUGGUGUGAAUGAAAUUUAUCACCACGUGCCAGCAGACCAGUAAAAAAGCAGCACUUCCAUAACACAACAGUUAGAGUACUGCAGCGUGAAAGGAAUGUUAGAAAACUACCACAGUAUUUCCUGCAUCUGAAUGCACCCCUGGUGUCAGGAAAUGUAACAUCAUUUCAAGGAGACAAGUUGCAGUUGCAGGGGGUGGGGGGGGUGGAGGGCAGCAAGCAAAGGAGGCUAGUGGCACCACCUCUGUUGUCAAACAGCUGGAGUAAAAACACAGAAAAAAGCAGCGUCAAGAAUAAUGGGCCUGUGCCCUAUGGCUAUGGUGUAUGUAGGGCUGGAUCAAAGUCUAGGGCCCUGUAGCCCUGGGACCCCAAAAUGAGCCUGGCAGGUGAUGCAGCACACACGGUUGCUGAGCUUUUUUUUUUUUUAGGAAAACCCCAAAAUUGUUGAGGUUUUUGUUCAUUGUUUUUUACUUGCCUAAGAUCCAGAACAAAGCACCACCUUUAGGAAGUUCCUCCCGGACAUUCAUUCCGCCUCUGAAAUCAUGAUAAUGUCCAAGAAAAUCCAGGCAUACGGCAGUCCUACUGAUGUGGGCAUGCCUGGGAGUUGAAGACACCAGGGCUGAUACUUACCACUGUAGCAUCCUUCCUUUCCGCUUAUCUUUUCUUUAAAACAUUUUAUAGCCACGGGGCAGAUACCUGGCCGUGUGCAUGGUUAUAGGUGCUCAUUUUAUCGUUUCUAAUUGGAAAACACACCGGUCUUCUUUUCUACAACAAAAUGCUGAUUAUUAGUCCUAAAGAAAUGUAUUGAAAGCAUAAGGAAGCAUGUCCCAUUUUGUUCCUUUAGUCAUGAUGGUGCUGUGAUCUCAGUGACUUCAAAAUGCAAAACUGCACGUGCUCAGAGUCCUUCCUUUAUUUCUUUUUUUUUAAAAUCAGUGCUGGUAAACCUUUUUAAAAUAUAUAUAUAUAUUGGCUCUAAUGUAGCAGGAAUGUAGAACCAGCUUCAAACGCGGCUAGGCUGUUCUUUUUAUUAAUUCAGAAGCUGGGCGGGGGUGGGCAACACACAUCAAACAAAAUGCAGUAUUUCGUAAGAAACAGCGUGACAGAUACAGGAUAGGUGUGGACUUUGGCUAUGUUUACAACACUUCCCAAACAAACAGUGGGAGUAUACUGCAUGUGUCCACCGGGUCAGUUUUUAUCUGAGCUGUGGCACAUCCGGGCAAGGGGAUUCAAACCAUUGGAUGCCCCUGCAUACAAAACAUUCCCAGUGCAUGGAAAUCCAGAUUGAUCUGCUUUACCCUGCUUUUUCUUAGUGCAAGGGAAUUUGAUGGUGUGAAAGUGGACUAAUGGAGUUGCUCUGCCCAGACACAGGGUUAACCACCUUCAGGAGAACUUAGCCAUGGUGGGCAUCUGGGUGGUUUCCUCUCAGACAUUUAAGGUAAAGGUAAAGGGACCCCUGACCAUUAGGUUCAGUCAUGUCCGACUCUGGGGUUGCGGCGCUCAUUUCGCUUUAUUGGCCGAGGGAGCUGGCAUACGGCUUCCGGGUCAUGUGGCCAGCAUGACUGAGCCGCUUCUGGUGAACCAGAGCAGCGCACAGAAAUGCCGUUUACCUUCCCGCCGGAGUGGUACCUAUUUAUCUACUUGCACUUCAUGCUUUCGAACUGCUAGGUUGGCAGGAGCAGGGACCGAGCAACGGGAGCUCACCCCGUUGCGGGGAUUCGAACCACGACCUUCCAAUCGGCAAGUCCUAGGCUCUGUGGUUUAAUCCACAGCGCCACCUGCGUCCCUCAUUUAGGACAUUUAGGAUGCAGCAAAUGCCUAACACUUUAGAACGGUCCUUUCAGCCUUGUGUCCCUAAUUGGACUGAAACUCCCACCAUCCCUGGCUGUGGAGGCUGGGAAUGAUGGGAGUCAUAGGCCAACAACACCUGGGGACAGGAAAGCUGAAGAACACCAGCUUGGAUGAAAGAAAUUCCCUCCUCCUCCUGAAAGGAAGAACAGUAAAGGUAAAAGCACAUCAAUCCUACCUAGCUUCUGUGGGAAGGAAACAUGAAUCCCUGUGAUCCAUGUGUGUAGGGUGAAUAGCAAGAGAAUCAGCUGGGUGCUUAGAUUCAAAAUGUGAAGCUAAACUCACCCUCCAGCAGAAGAAAUCCCCCAGUAGCAGAUUUUGAAUUCACAAAAGUCAAGCAGCAUUAUAAUGCGGGGAUAUAGGUUAUGCACCCUUUAAUACCACUUAGCUGUAUCCAGAGCUUCCCUCUUUCCUACCCCUCUUAGCACUGAACUGAUCAUAACACUUAAGUAAGUUUCAAAUGUGUUACUUACGAAACAUUCCAAAGGUCAGAUUCAUUCACGUAUCCAGACAGCAGCAAGGAAAACUCAGGCAGAAUACUCUUGGAUACAAUAUACAGAAACGUUGCUUCAAACAUGUGCUCUAAGCUUGGAGCCUGCUUAGGCACGUCUUCUUUGGCCAUUAACAUCAUGUGGAGAGAAAGGGAACAGGAAGAAAAGGCUUCACUUCCUCUCUCAUUUGAGAAGAGGGGGCAUCACUUAGCUGAGUCUAGGAAUCCAGCUCUAUUGUCUUAACCCCUUCACACACUAACUAGCACUCAUGCGUAGUUAUGUUUGACUGCAAUUUCCCAUGGUUUUUAUGUCCAGGCUGCUUCAGGCUGAGCUUGCAGUUGUCUUAUCUGUGCCUCCCCUUCACAUGGAACUGCUAGGUCCUGCAUCUUUUACAGCUGGAUCAUUGAAUCAGUUGUAGCAGAUAAAGCAGGCCUGAUCUCCAAGAGGUCUUGGAAGUUUUAGGGCAAGAAUGAGGAAUCUCUUUACAGACUGGUCUCAGGCCCAGACAUAACUGCAAUUUGCCACUUGUUUGCUAAAUUCACAGGUCUAAUGGUUGGGCCAAGUGUGUAGCCGAACAGCAGAGGGAACUUAAGAGGUGACAGGCUAGAAGUUUACAAAAUCAUGCAAGGCAUAGUGAAAAUUGACUAGAGAAAAGUUUUCCUACCUGUCUCAUAACUCUAGAACUUGUGGACAUCCAAGGAAACUGAAUGUAGGAAUAGAUAAAAAUUAGUCCUUAUUAGUAGUAUUAGUGUUAUUGAAGCAAAAAAAAAAAAAAAAACCCAAUACAAGAAUAGAGAUAGAAAUGCAAAGCAAAACAAACAGUGCAGUAUACUCUCCUUAAACCAGGUAAGCAGAGUACUUAAAACCUUUCCGAAAGCCAAAUUUCACACUACCAUGGAGAAGGGCCCUGGGUGUCUGUAUUUGUUGGAUAUAUGGAAGACUAGAAGGCCCAUUGGCCUGAUCCAACAGACACUUCUUAAGUUCUUCAUUCUGCUCCAGUGCUUUUCAACAGCAAUUUAUUGUACAGAAAUUAGCAGGUUGUAAGUGAUUAUCAAGACCUGGCCAAUCCAGUUUUUCCCAGUCAGUUGGCAAUCCUUUGUCAAGGUGCAUAUGCAAACUAGCCAGAGGGAAAGGAAGAGAGCAGGGUGUGGCUUUUCUCAUGUCUGUACCUGCCCAAAUUCCUUCUUAAUAAUGCCAUUACUUGGCACUUGCCUGUAGCUUUCAGAUGUCCAAAGCACUUAACAUUAUCCCGUCAUCUUACUACAAUCCUGUAAGGUACACCAGUAUUAUUAGUGCCAAGUUGCAAAUGGGAAGUCAAGGGUGAUUGGCUUACCGAAGGGCGGGGGGGGGGGGUGCUUCCAAAAUUCUGCAUCUGAAUUUCAUAGAUGAGUAGAGUUGGAAGAGACCAAAUGGUUAUCUAGUCUACUCCCUUCAGUGCAUGAAUUUGUUCCCAGAUUUUGGAGUUCCAACUUUACCUGAAGAUUUUGCUUCUGAAGUGGAGCUGUGCCUUAGAAAGUUUUUAUCUUUCCUUCCUGCCUCCCCUUCCCAUUUCCAAAUUCUGUACAGAGCACUGCUUUCAGUUCCUUCGCAUCUCUCUCCCCUCUCCCCAUUUUGUGGUGAUAGUAUAUUUUGGUGGUUUUUAAGGUUUACCAGUGAGCACAUAACUCUUGUGUACUGACACACAUCUCAAAGGUGCCUUCCAUCUUGCUCCCUUUUCUCCCUCAGGUGGUGUAUAUACACACCAGUAUACACACACAAGGUGGUGUAUACACACCCAGUUUGGUGUUUUCUAAAGGCGUUUUUGUAACCAUUGCUUUGCAAGUGUCCUUACCUGCAGCCUAUGCAGGCAGCACGAGCAAUUGUUAAAUCAUUGCCAUUUAUAUAUUUGGGCAAAACCUGCACCCAGUUCAUUUUUAAGGCAGGGUCUUGCAAAACAUGUUUCCUGACCAGGAAUUGAACCCGGACCAUGGCGGUAAGAGCGCCGAAUCCUAACCACUAGACCACCAGGGAAUUUUUUUUAAUUACUGCCAUUUGUACCUACAGAAGGUGUAUCCUCUUCGCCUAAAUUGUACAUUUGUUCCUUUGCACCCUCUCCUUUCAACGCUCAACACCUUUUUUGAAUCUCUUGACCCCCGUAAGUUUAUUGAUAAACCGGAAGACUAAUAUCACUGUGCUUAUGUUAGCACUCUGUAUGUCCAGUGGUUUCCUUCCCUUGCAUCAUGCAGGAAACUUUACAACUACAUACCUCUUUUCUUUUGGCAGGGCACUCUAAGUAUGCUCAAAGGCUAUCUGCUCUGGCACAAUGCAUGGCAAAUUACAGUGUUUCAUUUCAAGGUCCCAUAUUUUUUGCCCUAUAGGAUGCACUUUUUCCCCUCCAAAAAUGAAGGGGAAAUGUGUGUGCGUCCUAUGGGGCAAAUACAGGCUUUCGCUGAAGCCUGGAGAGCGAUAGGGGUCGGUGCGCACCGACCCCUCUCGCUCUCCAGGCUUCAGGAAGCUCCGCACAACCCUCGGGAGCCCGGCGCAAAGCCGCGCCGGGCUCCCGAGGGUUGCGCAGAGCUGCCUGCACUCCCGGGCUUGGCGCAGCUCCGCGCAACCCUCCGGAGCCUGGUGCAGCUUCGGCAUCGCUCUGGCUCCCAUUCUGGGGGCUGGGGUCGGGGGAAGCUCAGGCGAAAAAUACGGUACUUGAGUUUUGCUAUGCUCUGAAUCUCCAUGCCCUGGCACUAGACAGGCUGGGACCCAGUUUAAUUUAUUUAACGAGGAGUGCAAAAAAAAGGGGUGGUUGGAAGGCACUUCUGGCUUCCAAUAUAUCUGCUCCUGUUAUACCUAUUAAUUCCAUUGGGGUCAUUGUGGUUUCUCAAAGGGCAACACACAAAAUAGACAUGCCUCAAACCUGUCCAGCUGCCACCAUAAGCAGUCAGAUGCCAUGCUUCUCGGUUGAAAAAAGUUUAUAGGGACUGUGACAUUAAGUUGAUCGAAGCUUUGCAAUUUUAAUAAACUGGAUUCAGCAGCAGCAACAACAACUGAAGUGCCUUUUUGCAGAAUCCACACAUGAUGUUGUUAGCACCAAAAUACUGGCCUGUACUUUUUCAUUUAAUCUGGAUUUACCCUUUCUGGAUAAAAUCCAGUGUGUUGGUUGGUUGUUUUUCAAGUCGGUUGCCGAUGACCCUUUUGCAAUAUCCAUUUACAUCCCCUUUCUGCAAAAACCCUGUGUCUUGACACACAACCUUUUGGAAGAGUCUGCUCUAAGUUCAAAGCGAGACAACAGCUUCCGCCACCCUAGAGAUGGAAGGUGGUUUUAAAGAGCGGUGGCUGCUUCUGAUAUGUGGAUAUCCAUCCUUCUUUCACCUCUGCUCUAAAAAGGUUUUGCAUGGAUUCAAAAACCUGCCAAACCUCUUUGAGCACGUGUGCCAGUCAGUAAUGGGAAGGAAGUAUAUCUGUACAACAUAGAAAAUGAUGCCUCUCCUAACCCGACUUUUAGCCAACUUAAAAUACUAUUGUCUGUCUCCUGCUUUAAAAGAAUGAAUGCAGCAUGUUUUAAAUAAGGCUCUUUCCUGUAAAUUGUAUGCCAACAAACAAGACCUUUUCCACUUAACGUUUCCCUUAAGGGGAACAUUACAGUCAGCUGCCAGUAGUUCUGUGGAGCUGCCUGGGGUGCUAUUUAUUUAUAUACAAACUGGGUGUUGUUAUUAGAAACAGCUGGCAAUGCUAAAAGUUAAAUUUCUAGUUCAUGGGUUAAAGGGCUUCAGACGUCUUUACACCUGAGGAGAAGCACUGAUCUCAGUGCAAAUGCUUUCACUAUCAUACAUCCCGGAGGCAUCCUGGUGGUGGAAUGGUGCAGUCUUGUUAGGUCCUGCAAGUUAUGGGACAAGGGGAGAGAACUUAGCAUGGGAUGCUGUUUUUAGGCGUAUUCCCACCGCUUGUGUAGAAUGAAAUUCUGAGCUCAGUAUUUUUUCUAGGGUCUAUGAGCAUAGGUAUUCUGUUUAACUCUUGCCUUUAUGAGUCAUCAGUUGACAUCAUCUAACCCUUAAACACACACACACACACACACACACACACACGCCUAACUAGGCCCAUGUGCAUUACCACAUAGAAUCACGGAAUUGUAGAGUUGGAAGGGACCUCAAGGAAUCUCAGCUGAAGCAUCCAUGAUAAAUGGCCAUCCAGCCUCUGCUUAAAAACCUCCAAGGAAGGGGAGUCUAUCACCUUCCGCAGGAGUUAAUAAUGCACUGAGUGAAGCAGUACACACAUACACUUUCCCAUGAAUUUAUUGUCAAUCAAUUGCACUUGAUGACACUCCCUCCCUCCCUCCCUCUCUCUCUCUCUCACACACACACACAAACACACAAAGAGCUAGGUUGUGCAAACAUCACCAGCUUAAAAUGCAGCUAGGUCAUUAUAUUUCUUAAUUCUGAUUGAAGCUGGUUUGGGAGAAAACAAAUCAAAAUACAGGAUUUCAGAAGAAACAACAGGUUAGAUAUGGGUUGUGGCUAAUGUUAUGUGUACACUGCUUCCCAAGCCAGAGCUGGGAGCACACUGGGUGCCAGACAGAGUAAACAGGAGGGUGCACACUAGGGUAUUAGGAGUCUAGGGUAGGAGCUGUCCACUCUAACCACAGGGUGUGUUCAUUUGGAUGCCAUAUCCCCUGAAUUUUGGUGGUUGAAAUGGCAUCCCUACACAAAGAAUACUAUUGUAGCUGGGGUACCAGAGUGAAUAUUAUAAACUAAUAAACAGUUGUGUUUAGAUAUGGAUGCAAGAGAUAUGGGAUAUUGGGAUAUGAAUGCAAGAGAACUGUUCCUCUGCCCCCACCCCUGCUCUGAGGAGUGGAAAGAAACAGGAUAAUUAGCAGGUUGCCUAGAUGAUGGGGGGCCUGAUGUCACAAGAAAAAAAUGUCCUUUUUGAAAUCUAAAGGUUUGCUGGGAGGAAGUGGGGCAGAAUUCCAUGGGUUGUUGUGGAGGUGAGAAGCAGAACAAGGAGAUGGUGCAUGGGAUGUCUCUGAAAGCAGUGCUGGGUGGUGGGGAAGGAGUUAGAAGAUAGGAAGUAUAGGAACAUAGGGUGCUGCCUUAUAUUGAGUCAGAUCACUGGGUUCCUCUAGCUCAGUAUUGUCUACACUGAGCAGCAGCAGCUCUUUGCAGGGUUUCAAGCAGGGUUCUCUCCCAGCCCUACCUAGAGAGGCCAUUGGGAACGGAACCUGUGACCUUCUGCUUGCCAAGCAGUUGCUUUACCACUGAACUACAGUCCUUCCACAGAUAGUCCACUUCAUGUACAUUUUCAAUCCUGCAACAACCUUCCUCUUUAAAACCUUUGUAGGAAAUAAACAGACCGAUAGGAAAUAAACAGACCAAUAGUGUUGACAAAAAUGGGUGGAAUUUUUUCCAAAACUGAAUGCCCAAAAUAAUUACUCCCUCCAAAAAUCAGGCAGGGGGGUUUAAGCUUGCAGCACUACCAAGACACAAAAUGCAAAACAAAAAACAAAACAAAAGAACACCCGGAUUCCUCACCCCCCCCCCACCUCAUGAUAUAACUUAGUGUGUGUGUGUUUUCCAUUGAAGUCAGUGUGUUUGGGAGAGGAGAGCUGUCCUGUUUUUAGAGCUGUUGCUUCUGUUAUCAAAGGAAGAAAAGAAAGGCAAGAUGGGCAAAAGCAUUAAAGAGAGUGGGAGGCAAUUUGCAUGUUUUAUUUUCCUUUAGACUAGAGAAAGGUUGCUUGUUUUAAAAUCUUAGGUAAUUUCUGGGGGCUGACCUUAGCAGACUGGAAACUGAGCCACAAUGAACAAAAUGAAUCUCAACAGAGACAAACGUCAUGUUCCGCACUGAGGCAGGAAUAACCAGAUGCACAAAUAUAGGAUGUGGGAUGCCUGGCUUUUGUAGUGGUCCAUGUGAAAAGGAUCUAGGAGUCUUAGCAGUCCUCAAGCUUCACACGGGCCAGCAGUAUGGUGCACCAGCCAAAAAGAGCUAAUGCAAUUCUAGGCUGCAUCAAUAGAAGCAAAGUCUCAUUUAGCUACGGGCAGUUUGAGGAUGCUCCAUCCACCAUCUAGAAAUGGUCUAAAUGAAUAAACAAAGUGGGUUGGUGUGUGGAGGGUGCAGCAUAAAUCCACUUCAAGUGCACAAUUAAUGAGUCAACACCACAGACACAGGAUAAAGCACUAAGCUGCAACUUUAAACAGCUAUGGCUUCCCCCCAGUGAAUUCAGGGCACUGCAGUAUGAUAAGAGUGCUGAGUGUGGUUAGAAAACUCCCCCAUUCCCCUCCUAGAACUGCAGUUCCCAGAGUGCUUUAAUAAUCCCUCUUCUCAGGGGACUCUGGGAAUUGUAGCUAUGUGAGAGGAAUAGGGGAGGAGUCGCUAGGCACCCUUAACAAACUUCACUUCCUAGGAUUCUUUGGUUGCAACCAUGAUGGCUUAAAGUGGCAUAAUAAUGCUCCAAAUGUAUGGUGUGAACAUGGACUCAGAAUGGGAAAGAAGUGGGUGUCUGUCUGUGUGAAAUGACUUGAGAACUUAGUUCUGGCACUGGUCACAAAUUUUCUGGGCUCUGCAUGUGCUCCUUAGGUUUCUGGUGUGUAUAUCUACACAGCAGGGCCACUGUUUUGCACCUGGUGCCAGUUGGUGGUCCAUGGCUACACAGGAAUCUGCCUUAUACUGAUCUAUCUAACCCAGUAUUGUCGAUACUGAUGGGCAGCGGCCCUCCAGAGUUUCAAGCAGGAAUCUCUCCCAGACCUACCAAAAGGGAACUGAAUGCCUUCUACAUUCAAGGCAGGCAGAGCCAGCGCAAUACAUGUAGGCACCUAAGGUGAACCACAAAAUGGCGCCCUCCCACCAGGAACAAGCGGGGAGUGAAGAUCUACAUCGGGAGUAAGGGAGGAAUAAAGAUAAACAUUGGGAACAAGGCAUGGAAUCAAAUCAACCUUACCUUUUGGCUGAAGUGUGAAUCAAAGUAUGGCGUGGUGGGGGAAGGGGCCCACGCUGAAUCACACUGGCAGAUCCAGCCUCCAAGGAGUGCACCACAGCCAUUGCUGGCAGUGCAGCGGCAGCAGGGGACAUUGCAUUCCUUAGAGGCAGGACCAGGUGCCCCUGUAGAUCCUGCCGCCUGAGGUGGUUGCCUCCCUUUGUCUCAUGCAUGGGCCAGCCCUAAAGGGGGGGGAGAGAGAUGUGAGCCUGCAGCCGAGUUAAUAGUAAAGCAGAAUGUUCCUCAAAGCUUUCCAUUGUACUGUAAAUAGGGAGGAAUCUCUUUUCCAUGCCCCCAGCGCGCCCCGCCCCAAAGCUUACCUUGAUUUACCAUUGCCCGGUGUCUCAUUAAAAACAGCCUCCCCCAGUUGCUCUGGGUUCCGUGUUAUUUGUUUCCAGGCGGCAGCAUCAACAUUUGUCUCUCAAAGUAGGCUGCAAUAUAAAAGAAACCAUACACUAUGAUAAAUGCAUAGUAUCAUUGCAAUGCUUGCAAAGUAUCACAUUUAAGAACUCAAAAAACCCUAAAAUUUAAACUUUUCCAUAUUGGGACAUGGUCACAAGGAAGGAAGGAAGGAAGGAAGGAAGGAAGGAAGGAAGGAAGGAAGGAAAGCAGUCUCUUUUACAUAGUAUUUCUUUGUGUUCUUAGGAGGGGACAUAAAUAAAGUAUACUGGUUAAUAUUGUCAUGUUAAUAUUGUCAUGUGCCACCCACAAUCUCUGCCUCACGGUGACAAGAUUUCAGGGCGUUCCAGAGACUGUAUUGUCUUUAAGAUAUGUGUUUUUAUUGACACAUAUAUGCAUUCAAGCCUACUGUGGAGAAUUCCAGAGCAUGCACAUCUCAAGAGGGGCAUACUUCCUGCAGGUGCACAUCAUUAGACCUCUGUGUCUCUUUGUAACAGCCUGCUCCAGUCAGUCCACAUGGCUCCUGCAACCCCCUUCUUCCCAGAAACCCUUGCCAAAUGCAGCUUCCCCUUCCGCUGACAUCAUUGCUCUCUGUAACCUUGGCAACCUCCCUCUCUGUGCAAGGCAGAGUUCUUCUGUCUUGUUGAUUUCUUCUAUUGAUGGGUUAAUGACUGGCCAUUUCAGCCUUUGUUUCUUAAUGGCUUAUCCCUGGCAAGCUAUGUCAAGCUGGGCUGGCUCGUUGUCGGGAAAACUUAACCCAGCAGUGUUUGGUACAGUAAAUCAAACCUUGAUUAAUUCUAACUUUUACUAAUUCCAUAAAUUAUGGGUGCCCUGCGCCCAAAAACUCUGGGACUUCAGACACGGGUCCCAAUAUGAAUGGAACUUCUUCCUUCCCUUCUGCCCUGCAAAGGCUCUGGUGGCAGAUUGCUCUCCAGUCCCUGUUUCGGCAGGGAGGUGAGUCAUCAGAGGCUGCUUUUCAAGGCAUGUUUGCUGUAAGUGCCCCAUUAGUCCACUUUUUCCACCAGCCACCUCUUCAAAUGCUAUUUAGCAAAUCAGAGGCUGUGCCCGUUGUGUGAUGCUUUUAAAGCAUAAAGGGAUUAAUGUUCCACUCUAAUGAAAACCAGAUGUAGAAAGUUGCCUGGCUGAAAGCUAUUUUCCACUGCCAAGCUGCAAAUGAAACGAUUUAAUCAGCAUGAAAAUUGUUGCCAAAUCUACAACUCUGACCGUAUCUCCCAAGCUGAGAUGCACCAGCACUACAGGCAUCUGGGAUCUGCAGGCAGGUCGUCCAGUAGAGGUGAUAUUUAAAGCGCAACUCCAGCUCAGGUUUUUAAAUUUUAUUUUAAUUUUUAUUACGCAAAAAGGGGGGGGGGGGAAUGCAAAACUCUCAUGUGUAGUGAAUCCUGGAAAAGUCCAAUAAGCAUGAAUGGAUGCACAGACCGACCAUUAAUAACGUACAAAUAUUCAUGCUCAGUAUAAUCAUAAUACUGUAGUAAAGGUAAAGGUAAAGGGACCCCUGACCAUUAGGUCCAGUCGCAGACUUUAUUGGCCAAGGAAGCCGGCAUACAGCUUCCGGGUCAUGUGGUCAGCAUGACUAAGCCACUUCUGGCGAACCAGAGCAACGCACGGAAACACUGUUUACCUUCCCGCCAGAGCGGUACCUAUUUAUCUACCUGCACUUUGACGUGCUUUCGAACUGCUAUGUUGGCAGGAGCUGAGACUGAGCAACGGGAGCUCACCCCAUCACGGGGAUUCAAACCGCCAACCUUCUGUUCGGCAAGCCCUAGGCUCUGUGGUUUAACCCACAGCACCACCCAUGUCCAAUCAUAAUAGUAGUUAGGCCUUAUUAAAUUAGUCAUAUUGUACGUAUAGAAGAUUGGUUGUACAACAGAUCCCUUGCUUUAAGAAUAAUUCUUAACUAGUUCCCAUUCUUGUUCAAACUCAUUGAUUCGUUGCUUUCCUUGUCUUGUAAAAAAAAUAAAAAAUCAAGUUAGCUCAGCUGGUUAAAGCAUGGUGCUGAUAAUGCCCAGGUUUGAUCCCUAUAUGGGACAGUUGCAUAUUUCUGCCUGCAGGGUGUUGGACUAGAUGAUCCUUAUGGCCCCUUCCAACUAACUCUACAAUUGAUUAUAAGAUUCUACUUAAAGCAUCAAAUUCCCAUAGUAUAAUGAACACCUCUUUAAAGAAUGAAUUACUGAUGUUUUGCAUGUAGUGUCUGCACUGCUAGCACUACGUAAAGAAUUUUUUCUCUUUGUGAAAACCUGCUCUUUAAAGCUCAAUCGGAGCAAGCAGAAGUCUGCAGAAAAUGCAAAUUUAUGUUUGCUGUGAUUCAGUCCUAAACAGCAGGACAAAGAAAGGCCCACGCAUAACCAGAACAUGAAAGCGUGGACUGUGCCUGGAAAGUGCAGGGCAAAAGGUAAGUACAGUAUGGAUAAAAACCCUUGGUGUUUGGUUCUCAAGUUGUGAAACAUUUGGCAUUAGAAGGGGGAUGAGUGCUUAAGAGUUCUCUUACAAGAGUCCCCUUCCUCCACCCCCCAAAAAAGAAGCUAAAGAAAAAUAUGAGUCUUAAAUAAAGGUAAAGGUAAAGGUAAAGGUACCCCUGCCCGUACGGGCCAGUCGUGUCCGACUCUAGGGUUGCGUGCUCAUCUCGCUUAAGAGGCCGUGAGCCGGCGCUGUCCAAAGACACUUCCGGGUCACGUGGCCAGCGUGACGAAGCUGCUCUGGCGAGCCAGCACCAGCGCCGCACACGGAACGCCGUUUACCUUCCUGCUGGUAAGCGGUACCUAUUUAUCUACUUGCACUUAAGGGUGCUUUCGAACUGCUAGGUGGGCAGGAGCUGGGACCGAACGACGGGAGCUCACCCCGCCGCGGGGAUUUGAACCGCCGACCAUACGAUCAGCAAGUCCUAGGCACUGAGGUUUUACCCACAGGAAUCUACAGCUGAAGAAUCAGAAUUGUAGAGUCGAAAGGGAUCUUCAAGGUCAAGUAGUCCGAAAACUCACUCUUUAAAGCUAAAGUGCAACAAACAUCAAUUGGGGUUUUCUGUGGAUUGCUGCUUGCUCCAGUGGAGCUUUAAAGAGUGGGAUUCCACAGGUAAAAAAAGAGAGCACUUGGACAUAGAGCUUUAAAGCAUGGACUGUGCCUGGAAAGUGUGGGGCAAAAAGUAACUAUGGAUAAGCCCACAGUUGCACUGAAGCAUGUAAGGUUGUUUGCUUGUUUGUUUGUUUGUUUGCAGUAUCCUUGCAAAAUCAUACUUACCUCUACAGAAUAUCUGAUGGAAAAACCCUUUUCGAGAAAUGGUAAAUUUAGAAUAAAUGGGACAGAGAGACUUAUGGGAGAGCAUUUCGAUGAGGACAAUGUAUGUACUUGGAUGCAUGAGUACUAAAGUGCCUAUUAUUUCGCAGAUAUACUGUUUAUUGGCCAUGGCUAGAAAAUCAAUCAGUUAUGAAGAAUGAACUUCCUAUAUUGUGAUACUGUUAGCUUGUUGGUGGUGGGAGGCCAGGAAUUGCUGUAUUGCUGGAGUAACUGCCUCUGCUGUCUGAAAGGAUUGGUUUAAAUGUCUACCUCUUUUCAAAACAUUUUGGACGCAUUGGUCCAAAGAUCUGUUGUGUGAGCCAAAGAAGUCAAUUUCUGCAGGGGGGGGCAGUGUAGAGGGGCAACAUGAUGCAAACAUGCCAGCAGGAGCUCUGUUUUGCUAAAGCCUAGAAGCUGAUAAUUUUUUUAAAAAGAUUAAAAUGAUAAACCCUGUAAUGCUCUUCAGAGCCCUACGUUUUGCAAAGCUUUGUGUUUUGGGGACUCUUGGAGGCCUGCAAGACUGACAGAGGUCACAAGCCCUGGAAAGGUAAAAGGCCAAUGGAAAAGCUGAGAAGUUCUAAGCAAAAUGUGCAAGCAAACAAUAAUGCAGACCAAUUGGACAGCUCUUCAUCGUUUUAAGGUAGCAAAGAGCAAGAGAUGGAGGAUUGUGGAGGAAAGUCAAUCUUUUCUUUCUUUCUUCCCACAAAACAAAACCCUGUUUGUGAGGACCUAUUUACCUGCAAUAUGGAAGGCUGCUGUGCCUAUAAAUUUCACCCAGUUUAUACAAGAAAGAGAAAAGUUCUAAUUUUGCUUCAUGCAGGAUGCAGAAUAGCUCAGGGUUCACCUUGGGGGUUCGCCAGCAGGUGAAUACUGUUUUGUUUCAGCAGGCCUUUAGGAACUGGCUGGUUUUUAAGGAAAGGGUUUUAAAUAGGGCUUUAUUAUCUGUAUUUCAAUACGAUUUUUUGGUAUUGUUUUCAUUAUUUUUUAAAUACUUUUUGUAUGUUUUCAGCUUUCUGUAUCUUAUCUGUGUUAUUUUAAUGUGUACAAAGCACUUUGAGUCCCAGUUUGGGGGAAAGGUUGGAUAUAAACAAACAAACAAAUAAAACAACAACAAUAUUGGUUGAGUGGAGAGAGCAAGAAAGCAACUUGGAAGCAGAUACAAGGCAAAUUUUGGGACUCUUGCACACCCCUAAGGUGUGUGUGUGUGUGUGUGUGUGUGUGUGUGUACACUUUAUGCUGCCAGUUAUCAAACAGGCUUGGCUGCCCACUGAUCCAGGAGGACACACAAAAGUAAAUAUUUUUUUCCCCUAUAGAACAUAAAUCAUUUUAUGGAUGGCUAUGGAGAGAGAAAUGACACAUUUGUGGUAUAGGAAAUGUCUGCAAAUGAUGGUUAGUUAUAAUACAGCAUAAGGUAUAUAAAUUCAGUAAAUAAAUAAAUAAAUAAAAUAAGCAGUGCUAUUUUUCUAGAAAAAGAGGUGCUGGAACUCAGCAUGAUCAUUUGCCUCAUUCUCUUAGAAGGGGCCAAAACUGAGUUCUGGCUGAAAAUAAAGCUCUAGGCUUAAGUAAGGGAGUCAGCGACUCAUGGCAUCAGCGUCAGAAGGGGCGCUUAGUACAUACCCUCCAACAUUUUUCCGAUGAAAAUAGGGACAUCCAUUCCAUAAUGAUAAUUUUACUAUUUAUACCGCACACAUCUUACUGGGUUGCCCCAGACACUCUGAGUGGCUUCCAACAUAUAUAAAAACAUGAUAAAACAUUAAACAUAAAACCCCCUUCCCUAUACAGGAAUGCCUUCAGACAGCUUUGGGGGUUGGAUAGCUCCAUUCUCGCCAACAUCCUAAGGACGUCCUAAGGAAAAGUGGGACAUUUCAGAAUCAAAUCAGAAACCGGGAUGGCUUCUCUAAAUCAGGGAUGUUCCCUGAAAAAUAGGCCCAACAGGUGACUCUCAGGGUGUUGUUCUGAAUGUCCAGGUGGGUACCACCUUGCUGUUCAGUGGCUGGGUGUUUACAUAGUGGAAGAAAGGUAGGGUAUAAAUGUAAGAAAAUAGACAAUUGAUAUGUGUUCCUUUCAGUACAGAUGGCGACCAUUUUGCAUGAGUCCAACUGAUGUGCAACCUCCAAUGUGUGGGCCCUUUUGGACCUCGAAGAGGGCAGAAUGGGGGUUGGGGGUGGAAUGGGCAAGGUGGGCUUAUACACGCUCAACAGCCAUGCAUGGGAGCCAGGAACAGAAGCCCUCGUGCAAAAUGGUUGCCAUCUUUAUUUUAAAAUUUGAGAACCACCUUGGAUGCCUUUGCAGAAAGGUGGCUUAUAAAUACAGACAUAGAACGAAACGUCAUGGCUAAGUUCACACUAUGCAUUUAAAGUGUUAUGGUUCCACAGUCAUGGUUUCCUCCAAAUAAUUCUGAGAGCUGUAAUUUGUUCAGGGUGCUGAGAGAAGUUAGCAGGCCCCUACAGUUUUUAGCAUAGUUUGACAAAUCUCUCCUUUCCUGAGAUCCCUGACAAUUGUAGCCCUGGGAGAGGAACAGAGGCCUCCCAACAGCUUUCAGUACCCUGAACAAACUACAGCUCCCAGAAUUCUGUGGGGAUGUGAGCCCUGAUUGUUUAAAGGGGGUAUUCUAGCAUGUUAAAUAUACAGUGUAGAUGUGACCCAUAUUCUUUUAAGGUAGUAUAUCCAGUGCUUUUUUCUUAAAAAAUGUUUAAGGGUACAGUGGAACCUCGGAAGCCGGACACCUGUAAACUAAAACGUUUUGGCUCCCAAACGAUCGAAAACCUGUAAGUGAUUGUUCUGGUUUUUGAAUGAUUUUCAGAAGCCGAACGUCUGGCACAGCUUCCGUGGCUUCCGAUUGGCUGCCGGAGUGUCCUGCAGCCAAUCUUGAGUCAAGAAAAUCACCAUUUUAUAGUUCAAAUCAGGAAAAAUAAAUACAGUAAAUGGACAAAAGUACAAAGAUUCACAAAAGGUUUAGGGAUAUGCAUCCCCCUCAGCUGCGAGAGAGCCACAGGAAAGGAGGCUUGCCACCUUCAUGUCUAGCUUGGGCUGUGGGCAGAAAAUAGGAUGCAGGACUAGAGAGACCAUUAGUCUGACCCCGGAGCAUCCUUUCAGGGGAGAGUUGAUGUGGGCCUAGGGAAAGACCCACAAGGCUCCACCUCUUCUGGCAGGGUGCCACACUCCUCCCACCCCAAUAUACGUGGGUUCUGGCAGUGUUUUCCCUGCAGUCACCUUAAGGUGGAAGGGAGCCCCUUAGUGGUGUGACUCCUCUGCACCGUCGCAUCAAAUACUCCUGUGGGUGCACCCAACUCUUUUCUGGCCUUUGAGAAGGGUUGUGCUAAGAGUAAGAAAACAGCCCUGCUCUCAAUCUUAAAAGACCCCAAGGAAUGUGCUACAUUCUUCCAGCCCUCAAGGUUGGCGCCUGCACAAAAAUGCUCCUUUUGCCAAAUAUCAGUCCAAUGAAAUGCUUGUUUGCUUUCUUUAAAAAAAAUGCCUCACUUCACAAUUUACCUUGGCCUGGAGACGAAUCUUUAUAGACAGAAACCCAUUUUACCUUAAGCUUUUUAUACUACCCCCCCCUUGUGCUUGCGCGCACACACACACACAGAGUCACAAACAUUCUCCUGACAUUAACAGUAGUUGCUUCUCUUCCACUUUAAAAAAUUAUCAAAUGGAGGCUUUGCUGCCUAUUUAAAGGUUAGCCCAAUAACCCUGUGCACAUUCAUUCAGAAGCAGGCCCCACUGCAUUCAGCAGGGCUGACUUCCAGGUGAGUGGGAUUGCAUCACUUGUUGAAAUAUUAGGUCUUCUUUGGCCAUAUUAUAAUUGCAAAUCAUAAAAUGAAAGAAGCUCAUUUAUGUUCACAGCCAAUUUAUGGAGCUGAAACAAAUAGACUCUAAAAUAUAUCCAAAUAACUUUCCUCUGUUAAAUUUUUAAAAAUAUAUUUUAUUGCUUUUUCACAUACAGUUAUAGCUGUCAACGUUUUCCUUUUUUAAAGGGAAAUUCCCUUAUUCCGAAUAGGAUUCCUCGCAAGAAAAGGGAAAAGUUGACAGCUAUGCAUACAGUAAACAUAAUUUAAAAUACAAUAGACAACAACAACUGGCAGCUACUCAUUUAUUGGAAAGUGACAUAAUCAGCUUAAAAUGGGAAUUUUGAUGGUGAAUAUUUUACAGAAAUUUGCUGGAUGCUUGAAUGUUUCUUAAAUAUUGUCUGAGUCAUUCAUGUGUGAUAUCCUGUGGGUAUCUAGGAAAAAGAGUAUGACAGCUGACAUUUGACAACAGCUAUUUUGCAGUAGUUAAUAGGAGGUAUGCAAGGUAUCUGGUGGUGUUUGGUGGAUGGCAUGCUAUAGUACAGGGGUUGGCAAGGUUUACCUCACCCGGGCCUGUUCACUCCAGCGAAGAUCCCUCUGUGGGCUGGAUCGCGUGAUUUCCAGCAUCUGCGAUUUCCGACGUCAGCGUCUGCACACACACGAUUUUCAGCGUCACAAUUUUGGGCACCGCAGAAGUGAGUCCCCAUGCCGUGCUGCACUGGUUUAGCGCAGCACGCGGGGACUCGCCAAGUGGGCAGCCUGGUUUGAGGCCGCUCGGGGGCUGGUUAAACGACCCCCGUGGGCCACUUGUGGCCCAUGGGCCUUAGGUUGCCAACCCCUGCUAUAGUAGCUGCUAAUACUUGACAACUGGUGUGCACUAGCAUUUAGCAUUUGGCAACAUCUAAUAUCUGACAUGAAAUGGUAUUAGUAUCUCAUGGGCAUGCAGUAGGAAUAGUAUUCCACUGUGUAUGGUAGGCUUCACUAACAUUUUGUGAGAUCCACCUAAAAAGCAGUACAGUAUAUGAAUACUGUAAAUAAAUAAAUAAUACGUAAUGUUUUGCUAUUUUAAAGGAGUGGAGGAAACUGUUCACUCUUUCUCCUUUGCACUUGAACACAAUUGGAAUGGGACUGGUGUUUGCCAUAGCUUUCUUGUUUUUUUUUUCUUUCAAUGUAAUUCCUCCAGUUUAUCAAAAUCCUGAAGCUUUCAUCAGCUUAAUGUAGCAUUCACAAUAAAUUUUUCAAACCAAGAAGCAUAGCAUAUGGCUGCUUAUGGUGGUAGUUCGACAGGUUUGAGUUGUGCCCAUUCUGUGUGUUGCCCUUUAAGAAACUGUAAUGAUUCAGCAGAGUUACUUGGUAAAACAGGGAGCUGGUAUCACCAGAAGUGAUUUACUUUGCACACUUCAUUCAAUAAAUAAACCUGUUUCUUGCCUACUUGGUGCCACGGCACGGAGACUGUGUACAUAUCAUAACAAGUGCCUUUCAGUAAAACAGACACUGCAGUAAUUAGCCAUGUACGUUGCCAAAACAGGCAGCCUCUGAGCAUGCUCAGAAUUCCUUGCCAAAAGAAAAGAGGUGGCCAUGAAGUUGCCGGCAUGAUACAAGGACAGGAAGCCCCUGGGCAUACACAGAGGGGUAUAUUCAGUGUUAGUCAUAUUUAGAGCAGACUCGUUGAAAUUUGUUUCCUGCUUGGCACGGGGUUGGACUCGAUGGCCCUUGUGGUCUCUUCCAACUCUAUGAUUCUAUGAUUCUAAUAAACAUAAUUAGCUAAGGUCCAUUAAUUUCAGUGGGUCUAUUCUAAGUAGAUAUUAAUUUGAUAUAGGCCAGAGUGCCUCCAAAACUGGAAAUGAAGGCAUGAAUGGUGCAAGGGAGAGUAAGUGGCUUAUGAGUUCUUUGUAAUGUGAGUGUGUGUCUGUUGUCUUGGAGAAUAUUUAAUAGGGCCAGUUCUGGAAUGGCUUCUAAUACCUGUGAAAUAUACUUGGAGUCGAGUGUGAAUUUCAUGCUCUUUAUUCAGGUCAUAGUAGCAAUGAAUGAAACUUUCCCCAAAAUGUCUAGCUAUAUACAGUCAUACUUCAUGUUACGUUUGCUUCAUGUUACGUUUUUUCAGGUUGCGUCCCGCAGCAUCCUGGAAAUACCAAAAAGGGUUACUUCCAGGUUUCACCGCUCGCACAUGUGCUAAAUCCCGCUUCGCGGAUACGGCACUUCAGGUUGUGGGCUUUUCAUGUUGAGAAAGAGUCUCCAGAAUGGAUCCCGUUCGCAACCAGAGGUACCACUGUAUACAUUAUUUACACAAUGGGCCCCGCAUGAUUGGCUAAUUCCGGGCUGCUCCUGUAGGACAAUCAGGUUGCUGAUUCACUUCAUCCAGGAGCCUGAUUGGCUGUCCUGCAGGCCAAGCAAGGCGCUGAUUCACUUCCACCUGGAGCUGGGUUGGGUAGCUCCUGCAGACUAAUCAGACUGCUGCAUUCUGGAUCCGAUUUUUCUAGGAUUCAGCUCAGUACAUAACAACAACCUGCUUUGUUAUUUUGAAGAUUUCUUGUAGGACUGAUGUCCAAAAGGGGGGGUGGGGGAGAGGAUUUGAUAAAUCCUCUAGUCAUGAUGGAGGUUAUGCUGUGCCUUGACAUUGGGAGGCAGCAGUGCUUACAAAUACCAGUUUAUGGAAAACACAGCAGGGGAGAUUUCUGCUUACUGGUUUCCCACAGGCGUUUGUUUGGCCACUGAAAACAGGAUGCUGAACGAGAUGCCUACUGGCCUGAUCCAGAAAGCCGUUCUUGUGCUCUACCAUCAGUAAAAGUUUGCCUUUGUGGUGAUAAAGGGACCACAGAGCUGUAUUGUAUUAUACAUUCCUGUGCAUCUCACAGUUGUAGAUUUCUAUUUGAGGAACUGGCUGAGUGUUUUUGCAACAGCCAAUGUUAGUGAAAGGGUAUGAAUGAUUGAAUGAUGGACUGUGUGGCAGGACUGGUCUGGAGUGUAAGCAAAGUGUGUACAGUAAAAGUAAGAUUCCUUUGGGUUUGUGAUUCCUUUGUGCUAGACGUCCAUAUCCUAACAAAUUAAGAUGGGAAGACCUUCUAUUUUAAUAGACGGAACAACCUUGACGCAGCAUUUCCCCUCAACUUCCCUUAAGCAUGGUACUGCAACAUUAAAAAGCUAACCCAGUUUAAAAUUAUCAUGAAGAGGGUAUGUGCAAUAAUUUAUUUAUUUACUGCAUUUAUGUCUCACCUUUUUCUCCAAGGAGCUCAAGGUGGCAUACAUGCCCUUCCUUGUCAUUUAAUCCACACAACAGUCUUUUGAGGUAGGUUAGACUGAGAGGCAGGGACUGGUCACACCCAGUGAGCUUCAUGGCCAAGUGGGAAUUUUAACCCUGGUCUCUCCCAGGUCCUAGUCCGCCACUCUAACCACUAUGGGACACUGCCUCUCAUAAAUAAAACUCUCCCUCAUUAUUCGAAUUCAACCCAAUCAGAAAAGAGACUAAACAAAUAAGCUAAAAGAAAAUCUUAUAGAACAGAGCAUGUGGAUCUCUCAAAAGGCCCCCCAUACCUAUUAAGCACCUGAUUUUUGUCUGAAAACCCUGGGGUUGCUGGCUAUGGGUUUUUGCCCCACUCAGAGCUGUUCAGAUGCUCUUAGCUUCCAGCCAACAACUCACAGAUCCUGUCUUCUGUUGCCAGCAAAAUCACCUGAAGCAAGGGCAGUUGCACAGGACUCUUCCAUGCCUGCCCUUGGGUAGUGAAGCAAUCUGCUGUCCUGGAGAAUGGAGCUGUAAGCACUCUGAGAUGCAGUGGGGUGGAAGCUCAGGAAAACAGCCACAGCAACUGAUUUUGUGAAAAUGCACCACCCCAGAGCAAAUGCUGUAGAUUGAAUGAGUUAGAAAGAGAAGUAUUCCUCCCCACCACCCACUGCCAUGUAAUGGUACUUGAUUUAUUUUAAAUGGUAUUGGAGAUCCUUCUGGGUUGAAAGGCAGCAUAGAAAACAAAUCUAAUUAAUUAAAUAACAUCCCAUCAGCCCUUCAAUAAAUGAUCCAGGCGUGCGUCUUCUGCCAGCCAUUCAUUAGGGAACUUUAAAAAUAUAGUCAUUUUCUGCAUUUCAUUUUGGACAGGUUACUUGCUGACACCUCUCUUUUACUCCCUCUUUUGUAAAUCUAGAGUGGCUUAGAGGAUAUUAAAUAUUCUAGACUCAUUGUUUUAUGCCAGCUGCCUGUUUCUCCCUUGAGGACAUAGGAUUGGCUUUGUUCCUCUGAUAGGUCUAAACUGCUGAGGUGGCUAGUGGUGCUGCUCCUGAAGUACCAAGCCUGAAUUCUGUCCUUUAAAAAUCAGGAAACCCCACAUCACUUGAAACCUUUAUUGCUUAGGGGCUAAGGCAUUUGAAUUCCUGUGGCCAGGCUCAAAGGUAUGCAACAAAAUCAUAUUUGCACAAUAGAAAAAUGAAGAUACUGUGUGAUGAUAAUAAAAACAGUAGUAGAAGGGUUGACAAAAGCAAGCAAUAAAACAGAUAAUAAAAAGCAAUAAAAUGAAUAAGGAAAUUAUCAAACCACAGUAUCCUCAUGACUAAUUGUAGCUGUCUCUGAAAGUGCUCUACACAGAGCUGCGCAGCAGCCAGUGCAAAUAAUAAUAAUAAUAAUAAUAAUAAUAAAAUAGUAAUUUAUACUUGGCUUGUUAAAAAAAAACCUAAAGCAGUUUUCUAAAAUGCUAAAAUUAUCAAGUAGAAAAGCUAAAAACAAUUUAAAGACAUUUUUAUUGAUUUCUUCCUCUUGUUAUAUAAGAAAAUCAACAACUUCCAAAAAAUUAAAGUAGCAAGAGGUUAAAAACAGAUUAAAAUUCAAAUCAACUAUCUAAACAUCUGGGCAGGCCUCCGGGAUAACAAGGACCACAACUUUAUUACCGUUUAACAGGAACUGUGGCAGGCUAUUAAUACCUCAGCAGCAGCAGCACGGCCAGCACUACCAAUGGCAGAGUGAGGCAGCAGCCUCAGGUAGCAGAUUCCAGGGCCAAGCAUUCUUUGUGAGCAGUCUCAUGAAGGCAAGGAUGAGAAACAUGUGGCGUUCGAGAUUGGUUGGACUCCAGCUCCCAUAAUUUCUGAUGUUUGGCCAUGCUGGCUCUCGAGGCUGAUAGGAGCCAUCACGGCCGUUUUAAGCAUAUCCGGCACUGUGGUGCAAAGCGCCGCUCCCCCACCCCCCACCCCCGUUUCCCAGAGUUGUUGACCUUUUUUUUAGGGAGCUGACACCACACUUAAUCUCUAACAAGCCCUUAGGACAAAAUAAAAUGAAAAGGCAGAAGGAAAUCUAAUGAAGUCCUCAAUUCCAAAGCAAGACUCAUUCAAGACUCAGCAGUUCUUCUAAUGCAUCCUCAUGAUUCAAAUCACAUAUCAAAAAGUUAAAGCAAUCACCAGUUUGCUGUUCUUUAAAUAAAUUGAUAAAGACACAGAGAAUGCAGUUCCCGGCCAAUUUGUGUUUAAGUACAAAGCUGACAUUUUCAAAUUGUGGGGUGGGGGGUGGGUGUAAAGCAGUGACAUCCUGAACCUAAAAAGGACCCAAAACUUGGGUCACAAAGGCUGCAGCCUUAACUGCACUUACCUGAGAGUACGCCCUGCUGAAUCUAAUAGGACCUUAAAACCCACCCCCGUCUUUAAAGGACUUUUUGUUGGUGUUUGUUUGUUUUUAACCACUAACUGCAUGGAGAGCACGCUCUUGAGUUCGCCGCAGGUGUCAUCACUGAGGGGGGUGACAUUUGGCACACUGCCCGCCCGAGACUCCCAAGCCUACCCCGAGCUGUCGGGGGAAGGGGCGGAGCUGCACCGCCUUGUAGGCAGUCUUCCCCCUUCAUUUUGACAGCUUGGGGGAGGCUUGGGAAUCGCGGGCGGGUGGCGCGCCGUUGCCCCCUGCUCCCGGGCUACUUCCUGGGGGGGGGGAGGAACCUCCCCCGAACUGUCAAAAGAAAGAGGGGAGGAAGGCUGCUGGCAAAGCGGCGCGGCUCCCUCCCCGCCACCGCCGAGGAAGCAGCCCGCCAAGGGCGGCUCACUCCACACACACCCUGGGCGGCUCGUACCCUGGGACGCUUGCCCCACCCCCAUGGUCCCACCCCCAGGUGCACAGCACGUGCGCUGCUCUGGGUGCCGGAGCAGCUAGCUCCGCCUCUGUGUGUGCUGUGUCCUGUUGGCACAGUGGUUGCAGCAGCACUUACCCUUCUUGUGAUAGGAAAUGCUUGGUGGGGAUGGACUAAAUAUGGGGUUGAGAAGGGUCAGUUGGGAGGGGUGUGAGAAAUGUCCUUAAUUUCAUCUGAGGAAUGUUGGAGGGAAUGUUAUCUAAAUGGUCUGUCAUCCUUAGCAUUAUGAUCCUCCUGUUAGGAGGUGGUCCCUGGGAGAUCCUCUCCUCAGUUUUGCUGAGCAAACACAGACAGUUUCCUGUGGCUUUAAUCUGAGGACUUUGCCCUUUUGAGGUCAUGUUUUAAGCUGUGUAUAUGUGUGUGUAUUCCCCUUCCAGAAAUCUUAUGAAUAACCUUGCUGGCAUAAAUAAUUUGCAGGACAGCAAGAGAGCCAAACUCAUCCCUUGGUGCCAUCUCCCAGAAAAAUGUGUGUGUGUGUGUGUGUGUGUAGUAAAACAACAAACUGCUUUUGGCAGAUGUGUGUUCCGCCCCUCCCGCAUGUCCUCGUUUUGAGGACAUUUUAAAAUAAAUGAAUCAUCUUCCAUUUCUUGGAAGGAAAGAGGCAGCUUGUUCCUUUCAAAAAGCGUCCUUCAGAUGUGAUUUAGUACCUUCAGGCCCAAAAUCUUUGCAAAAACUUUUGAGCUCAGAUUAAGAUGCUCUCUCAGGAUGAGGGGGUGGGGAAAUAGUAAAAAUAUCAAGUGAAGGCGCAUUAGUCCAAAUAUUUACAACCAAUCUCCUUAACUUUAAGUUCACAUUAAGCCAGGGCUCCUGCCUUUCCCAGGCGGUGCAGCCUCCUCCUGCUGUACUUUCCUUACUGAUGCCCUUUAAAGUGUGGGAUAACCAGCCUCGUGUAACCAAGAAGCAUAAGUUAAUUAAAGCAUAAAGGGGUUAAAACCAUAGAGCAAACUGUACGGCCAGGCUUAGCUAGAUUAUCUAGCUUGGGAGGGACUAGAAUCAAUUAUUUGGUCCCCUAAGGCUAUCUAAUGAACUCUGUGUGUGCAGAAGCCAAGUUGCUUGCUCCAACUUAGUCGCAUGGCUCUCACAAGUAACUCUUAUACCAGUAACUUAGGAACUUUCACCACUUUGAAACUAAGCCAAAUUUUCUUGCUUGUGCAACUUUCUGGAGCAUACUUUCUGGAGCAAAUGAAUCUGAACUUUGAAUAGUUUGCAAGCUAGCCAUUUUUAAUUUACCAAACGUCUGGCCUUUUUCUAUGCCAGGGGAAAAGGGAAAUUUUGGUACUCACAAAGGUAUAUUUUAGUCUUUACGUAUUUGCAUGCUUUACUUUGCUGCAUAUUUCGUGAUUUUAAAUUUCUGCUGGGGCUCUCUCACCAAAGAGUACUUGCCCCAAACUUGGAUCUUGGCACCCAGGAAUUACCUUUUACAUUUGGCUUCUUGCCAGAAUGUUUUGUGUAAUGCCAGAAUUUUCUAAGUAAAAGUCAGCAGUCUCCUUUUACCUUAGUGUGCAUUCAUAGAAUCACAGAAUUGUAGAAUUGUAGGGUCAUCUAGUACAACUCCCCGCAGUGCAGAAAUCACAACUAAUAAUCCAUGACAGACGGCCAUCCAAACUCUACUUAAAAGCCUGCAAUGAAGGAGAGUCCACCAGCUUCCCAGGGAGCCAACUUCUUUUCCAUUGCCAAACAGCUUUUACUAUCAGAAGGUUCUUCCUGAUGUUUGGUUUGAAGCUCCUUUCUUGUCAUUUGGAUCCACUGGUUUGGGUCUUCCCUUCAGGAGCAGCAGAAAACAAGCUUCCUCCAUUUUCCAUUGUUCAACCCAUCAGAUACAGUGGUACCUUGGUUCUUGAACUUAAUCCGUUCUGGAAGUCUGUUUGACACCUGAAACCGUUCGAAAACCAAGGCGCGACUUCCGAUUGGCUGCAGGAGUUUCCUGCACUCAAGCGGAAGCCGUGGAAGCUGCGUCAGACAUUCGGCUUCUGAAAAACGUUUGUGAAUCGUAACACUUCCAGGUUUGCAGUGUUUAGGAGCCGAUUUGUUCGACAACUAAGCCAUUUGGGAACCAAGGUACCAUUGUAUUUGAAGGUGAUUCUCAUAUUAUUUUACCACUGUCAGUCUGCCACCCCCUCUCGCAAAGAGGCAUUAAUCACCCCUCUGGCCUAGCCAGCUGUCCCCUCCCUCCUAGUUUUUAUCAGCCAAGAGGGGCAAGUGUACAGAGCACCUCGUCAUCCUGACCGAUCCAAGCACCUUGUCCAUAUCCUCAAACCUUACUAACUGAAGCUCAGCCAACACAACAGGAAUAGACAGUACAGUACACUGGACACCCCUUGAGAUUCAUCUUCUGGAAUAGAAUAGAAUAGAAAUUCAAUGGCUGUAAUAUAGCUAUAUCAGAGGGCAGAUCCACCCCAUAAAUUUAAAGCACAUGAGAAUGAUGGAUAAUAUAGUUUGUUAAGGGUGCUGGAAAUUAUAGUUUUUUGAAAGGGGAAAGCACAUUUUUCAAAAGCCACCAGAAUCCACAGUAGCAAAUGAGACCUCUAGUAUUUCUGUGACUUUGGGCAGCUUGCAGUCCCAGAUCCAUAUUUACACUAAGUGACUGACCCUGGAAGGGUAUGAUGUGGAAGUGAGGGAGCAGGAGCAGGAAGCAGAUGUUGGUGUUUGGAAAUAGGUUAUAUGAACCUCAUUUUGUGGACAGCUUCCCUGUCUCCCAGUUGGCCUCCCAAGGUUUUAUCUGUUCUCCUUAAAAAAAAUAAAAUCAUUUCCUUGCAUGGGGUUGCAGUGACCUGCUGCACACUGAUAGAAAACAAGAACACAACCCCACAAUGCAAUGCUGUGGGCAUGUUUUUGAGAAGGGAGAUUAUCUGAUAGCUUAGCUAUAAAUUACAUUGGCGGGGGGGGGACGACACCCAAUAACUUGAUGACACUUUAAAAAUAACACAGAUUCCAUGAAAGCUUCUGCCUUAAUAAAUUAGUUGGUCUUUAAAGGCGUCAGGAGAUUUGGGUCUCAUCCCCUACCUGUGCCCCCUACCUGCACACAACCAACCUACACAGCUGCCCUUCUGGAAAUUUGACAUGGAAACGCAUGAAACGAGAAUCUGGGAACUCUUUUAUAACAGGGGAAGCCACUUUGGCAGAGGGUAGCUGGAAUCAGGAGAAAGCUGUGCUUUCCCUGCACUGACACCACAUUCACACCAUACUUUUAAAGCACCUUGAUGCCAUUUCAAAUAGUCAUCAUGGCUUCCCCCUGAGAAUCCUGGGAGUUACAGCUUGUUAAAGGUGCUGAGAGGUGUUAGGAGACCCUUUAUUCCCCUCACAGAGUUACAAUUCCCAGUGUCCCCUGUUGGGAAGGAUUGAAUUGCACUCUAGUAAUUGUAGAUCUGAAAGGAGAUGGGGGGUGGGGUUCCUCCUAGCAACUCUCAGCACCCUUUGCAAGCUGCAGCUCCCAGAAUGCUUUGGGGGAAGCCAUGACGGUUUAAAGUGGUAUCAUAGUGCCUUAAAUUGUAUUAUGGUUUUUUUAUUAUUUCCCCAAAACAAGAGCACAGGUCAUGAGAGAGAUGCCUACACAAUAAUGGUAAAUAGAGUUCUACAUAAGUAUAUUAAACUAACACGUAAUUUAGGAGCCGUAUUUCUUUCCUAAACCAUAUUUAAAUACAGUGGUACCUCGGGUUACAUACGCUUCAGGUUACAUACGCUUCAGGUUACAGACUCCGCUAACCCAGAAAUAGUGCUUCAGGUUAAGAUCUUUGCUCCAGGAUGAGAACAGAAAUCGUGCUCCAGCAGUGCGGUGGCAGCAGGAGGCCCCAUUAGCUAAAGUGGUGCUUCAGGUUAAGAACAGUUUCAGGUUAAGAACGGACCUCCGGAACGAAAUAAGUACUUAACCUGAGGUACCACUGUAGUUGCUUUUAAUGCUGUAAGCCACCUUGGGACCUUAGAGUAAGGGACAAAUAAUAAUAAUAAUAAUAAUAAUAAUAAUAAUAAUGGUGUGAAUGCGGCCUGAGUGUCCCUCUCCUUCUGUAUGCUUCUGAGCAUAUUUUCCUCGUGUUUUUUUUUAAAAAAACACUGCAGUCCCUGUUGCUCUUUCUAUAAACAUGACCGCUGCUGCUGCCAGAUAAUUUUGACUGUGGAAAAGGUGAUUUUUUAAAAAAAAUGCUCUGGAUCAUUAGGAAAGAGUCUGAAACUUUAACUGCCCAUGUCACAAUGCCCUUAUGCGCAUCUGUGAUGCAACCAAAUGUGGAAUGCUGCGCACAGUUCUGUUUACUUCACUACAAAAAGCUGGAGAAAGUGGAGAAAAAGUCACCCAAAGCUGACUUGUGUGGCGGCACAUCCGCCGCCAUAGCUAGUAGGAGCAGGGAUGAGCCUGUGCAAUGGUAUUGGGUCUGGGGAUGGGAGGAGUGGAGAGCCCCUCUAAGAGAGCUGGCUGCCAUCCUGCUUGGCUUUCCUGCAUUGGCAGCAGCUAUUUCAGAUUACCAGGGGUCUCACCUGGGUCUGCAUAAGAACAUAAGAAGAGUUUGCUGGAUCAGGCCAAUGGCCUACCAAGACAGCAUCUGGUUCUCACAGUGGAUAACCAGAUGGUUAACCAGAUAACGUGGAAAGCCCAAAAGCAGAAUCUGAGCACAAGAGCCCGCUACACCCUGGGAUUUCCGGCAACUGCUAUUCAGAAACUUUGCAGCAUAGCCAUCAUGGCUGGGAGCCAUUAAAAGCCUUCUCCAUGAAAUUGCUUAAUCCUCUUUUAAAGCCUUCUAGGUCAGUGGCUAUCACUGCCUCAUAUGGGAGUAAGUUCCAUACUUUAAUAAUGCGCUGUGUGGAGAAGUGCUUUCUUCAUCCCAAAUCAUCCAACGUUCAUCUUCAUUGGCUGUAUGCAAUUUCAAGUGCCAUGGACUGGGAGAAAAACUUUUCUUUCUCCACUUUUUCCAUAAAAUUACCUUGCAUAAUUUUAUAAUUUUGUGUUUUUAUUUUGAAUCUAUGGACGAAGGGCGGUAUAAAAAUUUAAUAAACAGAAAUAUCAUGACACCUCUUAUUUGCCUUCUCUCUAAGUUAAAGGGUCCCAAACUCUGCAACUUUUCUUCAUAGGUGAGUUGCCUUUGAUCAGGGGUCAGCAAUCUUUCUCAGCUGUGGGCCGGUCCACCGUCCCUCAGACCAUGUGGUAGAUCGGACUAUAUUUUGGAAAAAAUAUAUGAACAAAUUCCUAUGCUCCAGAGAUGCAUUUUAAAUAAAAGGACAUGUAAAAACUCAUGUAAAAACACGCUGAUUCCCAGACCGUCCACAGGCCAGAUUGAGAAGGCAAUUGGGCUGCAUCCGGCCCCUGGGCCUUAGGUUGCCUACCCCUCCCCUUGAUCUUUUCCAGCUCUACAAUAUCCUUUUUGAGGUGAGACAACCAUAACUCUUCACGGUAUCUCAAAUGCAUUCAUACCAUAGAUUUAUAAUUCCCGCUGGAUGCUGCAGGAGGCAUGUGGGGCUAAACGUCAGACAGACUUUAGGCCACAACUCUUGUGGUCAACAGAUCCUGUGCCGGUUCCACUUAUUCUUCUUAGUCAAUAUAGUUGUGGCCAAUUUUCACACGUACACAUCUCUUGGUUUGUUACUGGUUUGCACUUUCACCUGCCCCAAUGGGGGCCUCUAGAGCAAAUGCUUUUCAAGGAAAGGUUAUAAUAUUUGGAAUUAUUCAGUUUAGAAAAAUCCUGAGGAUGGGGAGACAUGAUAGAGAUAUGCAUGGAGAAAAUGGAUAGGGAAAGGUUCUCUCUCUCUCUUAUAUAAUAUGGAACUUCCUAGUGAUGACUACCAACUCAGAUGGCUUUAAAUGAAGAUUAGACAAGAUUUUGCAGGAUAACGCUAUCAGUGGCCAAUAGCCAUGAUGGCUAUAUUGCCUCCAAUAUGCAUCGGCAUAGCAGUUACUGGUGACCCUGAAUGAGAGAGUACCAUUGCACUCAUGACUUGCUUGUGGGCUUCCCAGAGGCAUCUGGUUGGCAACUAUGAAAACUAAAUUCUAGAUAAGAUGGACCUUUGAUUCAAUCCAGUUUAUGCUCCUGCAAGCUAUUUUAAAUUGUAGUUGCCAUUGACUAGGCCAGGAACCUUUUAUAUGCAGGAUCUGCUCUGCCAUCAAGCAUUGCUCACUUCUCUAAGAGUUCCUGUACUAACCAAGAAUGUGCUAAUGAAGUCCAGGCUUUCUGCACAAGUUUUCUUGCUUGACGUCUGUUCUGUCCCUUUUAAUGUCAGAAGGAAAGCGUUCGCUGUACUGAGCAGGGCAGGUGUGUUGGGGUGUUCUUGUGCUCUGUCUUAAGUUAAUUGUCUGGAUAAUAACACAGGAGACCAUGCCAAGAUCACAGCUCGGAAGGAAUCCUGGCCCAUUUCAGCAGGCCACAUUGAUAGCAGCAGGCCAUACAUGGGUUUGGAAUGAGACUAUUAGACUCUCAAGUUUCCCCCUUGCCAAGAAACACAAGGCAGGAAUUGGCAGCUUUAGGAUGAGUAAUGCACAAACACGGUGUGGCGUGUUGCAAGUUUUCAAGUGUGUUUGAGUAAAUGUGGAUCUGUCGCCAUGGCCACGGAGCAAAUCGAGCGGGAGAGUGAGCUGGGUCUCUGCGAGAAGCCCCAGGAAUGUGCACUGGGAGAGCAGAGCAAUCACUCCUGCCCCUGUUCAGGGGUGGGAGUUGUGAUGAAAUGAGGGGGAAUUGAUGCACACUGCAGAACCUGUAAGGUUUGCUUGACCCGGUCACCUGCCAGAGGGACAGAACAUUUUUAGGAGACAAAGACAAAUGCUUUCCAGGUGGACAGCAGACUUUCUAGGUCAUGUUCCACACUAGCAGCAGUAUUUCAGACCUCAUUUAUUAUGGUGAUGAUUUAUGGCAUAAGGCAGGACCUCCCCACGGUGCCAGUAAAGAGCCAGAAUGGAUGCUCUGCAAAUAUAGCCCAAAUAGGCGAGGACAGGAUGGGAGCCUAGUGCUGUUCUGCAGCAAUCACUGGGGCAUCGUUUAUAGUUAAGCACUAGAGCAGGAAUCCAAAGCCUGGGCAGAAAAUGAAAUGCAUGCAUAACUAGAACCUAAGUGCAUACUUUGCAUGAAAACCCCCAACCUGCCAGAAGGUAGAAAACAUUAUGGGUUGGGAGCGUUAGUCUGCAUGAUGUCCGGAGUUCCUUCCAGUUCUUGGGUGCAGUACCCAGUGCGGGUCAGAAUCAUAUGCAGGAGAUUGCAGACCAUUGGGACAUCCUACUGGAGACCCUUAGCCAAUUAGGGAGGGAGGAGAAAGGUAGUGAGGAUGGAAAAAGGAAGAAAUAGGCAGUUCUUGUUUAAACCUGAAACACUACCUGGCAGAAAAUUAUUACUGUUCCUUUAAUAGUGAAACCUUCAAGCUUUAUCCCUCGUUGCAUGUUUGUUUAUAAAAAAUAUUUUUUUUCCAUUCUCCUUCAGCUUUAAUUUGUAACUAGUUCAGGGAAUAAGAUAUCAGGAGUCCUUGUUGUUGAUCUGCGUAUGUCAUAUAGAUAAUCCUUGAAUUCUCAGGUAUCAGAGGGAGGGAGUAACCAAGGUUAAAAAACAUCAGAUUGGGUCAUGUUGCCCAGCUUCCAUCUUAGAAUAAUAGAAUUGUAGAAUUGGAAGGGACCCCAAGGGUCAUCUAGUCCAACCCCCUACAAUGUAGGAGUCACAGCUAAACUCACUGAGGGAGUUUGUCACAGAAGAAAUGCCUGGUUUCCCACUGAAAUCAAAAGAACAAGCCUUUGCUGUGUCCUGAACUCCCAUUGACUGCAUGGGAAUCUCUCUACUCUUUGAAUGGUGGCCGCCUCCUCCAGAUUUCAUUAAAGAUUAACCCACUUUUAGUUUUUUUCCUGCUACAUAUUUUGGCACUUAAUAGUUUUUACUGUUUGUUGUGACUUAAUAUUGAUUGGAUUUUUAAAAAACAACAAAACUAAAUUUGGAAAUGCACUUCAUGAGUCCACUGUGUUAUGUUAUUAAUUUCAGUAUUUAUAUACCACUUUUCAUCAGAAAUUAUUAUGAAAUGGGAAAACAUCUGUGAUGUUAUGAGUUUGUGGGUGAGGGGGUCAGUCCCUUCCAAUUCCCUAGGUCCUAUACCUAGUAUGGGUUAUAAUUUAACAGAUGAGGUUGCUGCAGUAAGUCAGACUGUUUUCUUUUUAAGACCAUGACCUUAGCUGGCCACUUAAGUGUCCUAAUCAACAACCCCAAAAAUGAGCUGGAUUGCAAGAGCUGCAACCUGGUGAUGCGGCCCUCCAUGCUAAUGGAUGGGCCUUUCCUCCACUCCUUCACCUAGCUGUUAAGUAGAACAAGAGCCAGUGUGGUGUGUGAGAGAUGAGCUGGGAGCCAGAGACACACAGACCUGCUUACUCUGUGCUGAAUCCAAAGCUGCAACCAAUGGAGAAGCAAGAUCUGUUGGGAUGUUAAUGCUCUGAGCCCCUCCAUGUUAGGCUCAGGUUGUAUAUGUGUGUAAAAGGAUGUGGGUGGAGGUGCGGCCAAACCACUGAGCCUCUUGGGCUUGCUGAUCAGAAGGUCAGCGGUUCAAAUCUGCAUAACGGAGUGAACCCCCGUUGCUCUGUCCCAGCUCCUGCCAACCUAGCUGUUCGAAAGCAUGCCAGUGCAAGUAGAUAAAUAUGUACCGCUGUGGCGGGAAGGUAAACAGCAUUUCUGUGCGCUCUGGUUUCUGUCAGUGUUCUGUUACACUAGAAGCGAUUUAAUCAUGCUGGCCUUUACCUAUACCUAUAUGUGUGUAAAUAAAUCACACCACAGUCUUUAGGUGGUGUGUAACAGUCUGUAGAGUGGAAGAUGGUAGAAUGCUAUACAUAUUUUCUCUGGGAAGACUGCUGGAGUGAAAAUAUGCUAUUUACAUGCUUAUGGUCUAGUUGCAUCCAAUCCUAUUUCCUGGGAACUCUUUUAAAAAAGCAGUCCUGUGGCCUGGUCUUAAUCUUUUGUAGUUCUUGCCUCACUGAAUGGCCUGAGCUAGAACAGAGUUGGCUUGUUUCGCCUGUGCUAUAAUCCUCCUGCUCCUGAUGGAAGAUGUCAUGCAAAACAAGAGGAUUUAUUAUUAUUAUUAUUUUGCAGAGAGCUGUAUUUCAUGGGAAGGGCAUGAAAGGAGUCAGAAGAGUUUUCCUCACAUAGCCUGUAGUGCUUUUAAAACAGGAUCCAUGUGCAGUUUGGUUGUUAUCAAAUGCAUAUGCUGAGAAACUCCUUUCUAUGAUCCACCAUUGAGAGGAUCGCCUGUCCCCAUAUGAACCAACUCAGACCCUGUGAUAAUCAUCUGAGGCCCUUCUUCAUGUGCCUCCUCCACCAGAGGUCUGAAGAGUAGCAACACAAGAACGGACCUUUUCUGUUGGCUCCCCAUUUGUGGAGUGCUCUCCCCAAGGCCGCUUGCCUGGUGCCUUCAUUACAUAUAUUUAGGUGCCAGGCAAAAGCUUUCCUCUAUAACUAGGCCUUUGGCUAAUUAAACAAUCAAUGUCCUUUUAAGCUAUCUGUGUGUGGUGGGAUGGGGGGUAUUUUUGUUAUUGUGGUAUGUAUUUUUGUGUUUUUAUAUUGUAAACUGCCCUGUGAUCGAAGGGCGUGCUUUUGCUCUAAAGUAAUCAUAAGAUUGCAGUGGGAAUCACUAUCAUAUGCCACAGUCUGGUUCUCAAAAGGAUGAUGGGAUAAAUGACCCGUUAAUAAAUAAACUGCUUGCUAAAGUUCACACUGAUCCUCUUUUCAUUAAAUAAAGAAAUCAGAUUUGUCUGGCUUGAUCUACCUUUUGGCAAGGCUCCAGCAUCCCAUUUGUUUGUUUUUCUUCCAGCUCUUGGAUUGUUCUCCCCUGCCCCCCCCCCCGCGCAUUUAAAGUUUAUUCUGUGGGUUUUCAUGCUACUGAAGGCAGAAGAACAUUGUUCUGAAUUCCUGACAGUUAACCAUUUAGUUUUCUUUUCUUUUGUAAGCUGAAAACAGGACCCAAAAGCACCAGGCCAGAGGUGGAAUAAGACCUUUAAAUUAGGACCUCUGUUAUACAUUACCUGAAUAGACUAGAACAGCUUUUGCCAAGCUGAUGGUAUAAGAAAAUUUGGGGUUUGGCUUUUACAGACCAACUCCUCCUUUAAGGGACCCUGUAUCUCCUAAGUUCGCUAUCAAUCAGAGAAGAAUGAGUGAGGGCAGGAACAAGUUGAAGAAAGUAAGGCAGAUCUUCAUUUUCUGUUGCAGCAGAGUUCCCCCUCCCCCUUCCAAGGAGGUGAGGAACCAGAACAAAAAUGUUUAACAACUUUUAAAGACUUUAGAAAUUGCCCAACCCCACCACUUGUAAGCAUCAAACAAGCAUCACAGAAAGAAGUAAUCUACAACAGAAAUUUGAGAGUAUGACUUGUCUCCUGACUGUCAAGAUACCUGAUAAUGCUUGAUGAUUGCCUUUUCCUGGCCAGUCUGGCCCAUUAUUUUGAAAUGGCAAAUACCUUGGUUCUUGAAUCCGUUGCCACGAACCUGCCUUUAUUCAUACGCAGAAGAUGCUCUUUUGACAGGCCUGCUCUGCUUUUAGCAGAUACUUGCCAGCCAGGUUUUUGCGGAGUGGGUAGCCCAUUAAUGUGAGAAAUCUAUCUAUUUACAGGAUUUGCAGAUUUUUGAAGGAUAUUGUGAAAGGUUUUUCCAAGAUACUCCUUUUCUGCUUCAGAGAAAAUCGCUCUGUGAACUCAAAUGAAGUGUCCUCCCCCCAGAGGCGUAGGAAGGUCAGGUGGUACUCGGUGUGGAAAAUUUCUUGUCACCCCCCCCCAUUGAAUCUUUUUUUUUUUUUUUUUUGGCCUGCAAAAAUGGUUUAACAUUAUUUCUUAUUUUCUUACAAAAGAAUGUGGAUUCUGGGCCUCUGAUAACAAGUAGGCGACUAUGGACAGAUACUUAAAUCUACAGGAUGGAUUGUGUUUUGGCUUGUGUUAUUUUAUUUAUAGUUAUUGUUUAUUUAUUUAAUAAAAUUUAUUUUAAAAAACCUGCAAAGUGGUUUACCAAAACAAAAAACCACCACAGCAGUAAAAUCAAGAAAAAUUAACAAUCCUACUUUGAAACAUACAAGAGCUAAAAUAUUAAGAUUAAAAUUACUUCAAUUUCCUAAGCAUCUAGUAUGCUUGCCUGAAGAAUGCUUUUAGCAGGUGCCCGAAAAGAGUCGAGCAGAGGCAUGUGCUUUGUUGCAAUAGGCGGGGAGUUCCAAAGUGCAGGUGCUGUCACAGUAAACAAUGCUGUACAGGUAUUUAUGUGGAACCUGUAGUAGUGCUUGAAACUACUUAAGGGGAGCUUUUAUUUAUUGUGAUUUCACCAUGCUCUGUAUUAUCUGAAAAGGAAAACAUUUAUUUAAAAAACAGAACUGCACAGCAGCAAUCUAGUCUUAUCAUGAUCAGUGGGACUUAUUCCCGAGCCAGACGGUGCAUAAGAUGGGCUGCAAUCCUAAGCACCCCUUGCAUCCAACUUGUACCUAAAACUCUGCACAAGCCUGCACCAGAGAAUUGUAGAAUUGGAAGGGACCCCUGAGGGUCAUCUAGCAAAACCCUUGGGGCAAUGCAGGAAUCUCAACUAGGCCAUCCCUGACAAAUGGCCAUGCGUCUCUGUUUUUCCCCUCAGUCAAGACACACAACAACGGAGACUGGAGGUGGGGAAAAAGAUAAAUUUUGACAAUGGGGCAGAUUUGUCAGGCAUGUGCAGGAACAGCUUGAAGACUUUAUACAGAGAGGAACCCCACACGGGUUUCCCCGCAAGUAAUGUAACAGGCUGGGAGCCAGCUCAGAUAAAGAGAAAGACAUUGGGGGACGGGAGGACAAAAGAGUACCAAAGUCCGCCCAUUUUAUCUUCUUUGGGAUGGUGGCACUAGGGCUCUGGGACCACCCUCCUCAAAAUAUUUGCUUGUCUUCAAUGUAUUGUUACCACUGUUAUUCUAUAGUACAGAUCCUUUUAAAAUUAAACACUUUCUCUAAAAUUAAAACGGCAGAAGUAAUCAGUAGCACAGAUAUCAAAGGAAAGGCAAGAGAAUAGUCCCUAAUAAAUACAAGGAAGACACAGAUACACAAGCACACAGAAAUAAAUAAUCCAGCCUUGGGGAGAGGGGUGGGAAUGUACAGUUUGCUGUACUUAGCCUCGAGAUGGCAGACUGAAACGGCUUUAAAAAUAAAAAAUAAAUAUCUUGUGUCUAGGAAUAUUUUUCUGCAAAAGCAACAGACAAGUUGUCCAAAGUGUGAACUUCAUUAAUAGACCCUAUUUAAAGGAAUUGUUCAAUUAGCCACAGAAUUGCUUUUGCUGAUUUCCCCCAUCUUCUUUUAAUUACACAACUGCUUUUGGGGGGUGUUAGCUUCAUGUAGGUAAGACUGGGGUAUGUGGCUGAGAGGGUGGGGAUCCUACCUUCAUCCAGGGGAGGCUGGCCUGCCGAGUGCCCAGGGCGGCGCUGAGCUGCUCCUCCCAGCACCACGUGCAGGCAAAACGAGGCGGCAGUGCUGCCAUUGUCCCGUGCGCUCCACUUUUGGGGGCAGCAGAGGCUUUUCAGAUGGGUAUUGGGGCCCAAACGGGGUGUGCAGGGCAGGCAGCGGCCUUGUCAGGCUCCCCCAGCAGCCCAGAAAGUCAGCCUAUGUGAAGAAAAUGAGACUAGGCCAAGUAGAAUUGGCCUUGCCUUGCCUUUGCCCCGCCUCUAACCCAGCUGGCCAAUCAGCUACAGGUAGGGGGUGGGGCCAAGGCAAGGCAAGGCAAGGCAAGGCCUAAUCUAUUCGGCCUAGUCUCAUUUUCUUCACAUAGGCCUAGCGGAGGAUAGGGCAGUAGGGUGGUUCAUAAAAAACUUUUUUGAAAAUGCCUGCUCCAAAGGUCUUAUCUUACUAAACUAGGGGUUAUAUAGCUAUAUCUGAAAUUUCAUGCAUAUGAGUUAAUAACUUGACCCUGCUCCACUGAAUUGAAAUUUCAGCCUUCAGGACAUAGGAAAACAGCCAAGUAAACAGCUAUUUUCGUGGAGGAGGGUCAAGAUAUUAACUGAUAUGCAUGAAAUUUCAUAUAUAGCUAUAUCAUCCCUAGUGUAGUAAGAUAAGACCUUUGGAGCAGGCAUUUUCAAAAAAAAGUUUUUUAUGAACCACCCUAGUAGGGCAGUAAUUGUUCCUUGAUAAUUUGUUACCCCCCUCUAUGAUGGCACCUAGGGUGGCCCGCCCCCCCUUCCUAUGCCCCUGCUCCCCCCCUCGUUUUUAAAGAAUAUUUCCUAAUUUCUGAAGCGUGAAGAAUUGCUUUUCUGUGGAGUGUGCGUCUGCUUUGUGUUCACCUUAGAAUUUGCGUAACACUGACACCCCCCAACUCCUAAUAUUUUGGACCACAGCUCCCAUCAGCCCUAGGGAGCAUGAGUCAAUUCCCUAUACCCAGCAGUUGAUCCUUCUGCCAGAUAAACUUGACUCUGGAAAAGGUAGGUUUUUUAUGUCUUGGAUUAUUAGGAAAGCAUCUGAAAUUAACUGCCCAUGUCACGAUGUCCUUAUGUGCAUCUGUGAUUCAACCAGACUUGAAAUAAUGUGCAUAGGUCAUGGAAACUCUCACCCAUAAUGAUUGUGGGGCAGGAACAUCUUCCCUGUAACUCACAUGUGUGCUGAAAAGAGUUCUAUUCCGAAAUGUCAGGUGGUGGGGUGGUGGCACAAGGGUAGGGGUGGCUGGGCCCAAGGUCCUGAAACUCUCUGGACCAACCACCAUUCCAGUUCAUUUCCAGACUCAUUGGGGGAAAGACUUUUCUAAAGACCAAAUUGCACAUGGCAUUAUUCACACUGUUAACUGUUACAUGAUAAUUAUUGUUUGUUUGUUUUUGAAAAUUAAUGAGGGAGGGAGAUUUAGACCACCGUUUGCAGAGGGAAGGCUUUAACCAUUUACCCCAUAAUGUUCAAAAUUGGAAUUAGUUCCGCCACACUUGCUCUUUGCAACAGGAGAAAAGCUGUGCUAUUUAUUUUCCCCAAAGGUAUAAAUGACAUGAUAUAAACACCCUAUCUAUGGCACAGCCACAACUGUUGCUUGAAUUGUAUUUUGAUUUUUUUGCAUAUUGAUUAAUUCCCCUGGGACUGUAAGUUUUUUCUUCUUGUUCCGCAGCUGCGCCUUGCAAAAAUCCAAUCUUAGCCACCGAAUUUAAGCUAGGCAAAAUCCCUCAGGUUGUCUGCGCUUCUAAUAAGACCCAAUUCAGUGGCUAAAAUUUGAUUAUUUGCAAAGCACAGCCACAGAACAUCAAGAAAAGGUCUUGUAAUAGGGGAAUUAAUCAGUGCAUGAUAGGGUCAAAAUAUGGGUCGAGCAAAGGUAUGGAUGAGCCCUUGAGCCUUUGAGAAGCAAGCAGAAGAAGAGAACGUUCUAUGUGGCUGUGGAUGCUUUUCUGCGCAUACACAUACGUUUGCAGAAAUAGGAUGCUUCAGACACCAAGGCAUCUCUAGAUAAGUGUCACCACACGUCUAUAUGGAAGUCCUUAUUUAAGCUCCACAAACUGUCUGGAUCAAGUUGACUUGGGGCAGGGCAAAGCUGUUGCACAUGACUAGAGAUGGAUCAGGCCUCUCCAUAUGGGAAAUUUGAACAUAAGAAGAGCCCUGCUGGAUCAGGCCAAUGGCUCAUCUAAUCCAGCAUCCUGUUCAUCCAGGUGCCCCAAACUACAAGCAGGACCUGAACACAAGAGCACUCCCCCACCCCCACCCCAUGGUUCCCUGCAACUUAUUCAGAAGCAUUACUGCCUCCAACCCUGGAGGCAGAGCAUGACAUUGUGGCUAGCAGCCAUUGGCAGUCUUUAUCUUCCACGACUAUGCCCAAUCCUUUUAAAGACCUUCAAGUUGGUAGCAACCACUUCCUCCUGUGGCAGUGAGUUCCAUAGUUUAACAUCCUUUUUGCUGCCAGCAUAGUUCAGCUUUAAGCAUGUGGAAACUAGUGAAUUGGUGGCAUACUUACCUAAUCUGCCUUUUCUUUUUUUCCUUACAGAAAAUGAAGCCUCUUGGACAGCGGAAGCGCUCAACGCCUGCUGCACUCAGCAAGGCACUCAGCAUGUCUAAGCAUCACUCCGGGUCAGCAACUUUCAUUUGCAAUCCCUCCUUAGUAUGCGCACAUGCUUGGGUUUUAUUGCCUAGAUCAGCCUUUGCCAAGCCUUAGCUUCAUAUGACCAUACUGGGUAGAGCUGAAGGGAGUUGUCCAAAGCAUAUUGAGGGCACUAGAUUGGCAGUGGCUGGGGUGAUGGUGACUGAAAUUACCAAUAUUCUCCCAGUCCAAAUGUCCAGCAUUCUAUUAUCUUUUUUUAGCGGGGGGUGCCACUUGAAAGAUUUAUAUACCCCCUGACAUUUAAAAAAGAAACAAGCUUCAAAGUGGUUUACAAAGAGAACAAAACAAUAAACAUAUUAAGAAAAUCUGUUAAAAACAGCUAUUCAAAACUUUUCAAAGAAUAAUUAAACUUACGGAUAAGCUAUAAACAGAUCAAAGCACAUUGAUAGGUUUGCCUGAACAAAAAUGUUUUUAACAGGUGCUUUAAAAAGAGUACAGCGAAGGUGAUAUAAACAGGCAGGGAGUUCCAUAGGAUAGGUACUGCCAUAUGAAAUGCUUGAGUUCUUACAAACGGUGUGAUGUGGCACCUGUAACAGGAUCCAGUGCUGCAGAUCAAGUGUGUGUUAAUGGGGUAAGGCAAUCUGGCAGAUAAACUCACCUCCAGUUGUAAAGGGCAUUGUACUGUAUACUACAAGUUCAAGCUGUUAAGGGCAACAGCUUGAACUUGGCCCAGCAGCAGAUUGGCAACCAGCACAGACCAUCUUCCUCUUGUCAGCAACUGUGCUGCAGCAUGCUGCACUAACUUCAGCUUCCAGAUCAAGUGCAGGGGAAGCUCCACACAGCAGUAAUUCAGUACCAGUUUCUCAGGUCAAAGCGAACAAGAGGGCAUAAAUAGGUAGUGCAAUCACAUAAGUAAACUGGCAAAUUUUAGGCAGAUCCAAGGCAACUGAUCACAUGGGAAAGUGAGGUCUGGAUUGUGCCUACUGGCCUCACCUCCAAAUCUCUGCAGUUUCACCCAAAUUUAUUCACAGAGGCUCUGUGCCAGGGUUGCAGACCCUGUGGCUUUCCAGGUAUACGUCAGCUCAUUUUUUAAUUUUUGUUUAAAAAAUAUGUUACAGUCAUUUGACCACGUGCAAUCUUAAGGCCACUGCACAUUUAACUGCUGAUUAGUUUUUUCUCUUCCCCCACCCCAUUAAUCCACAGGAGUGAAAACAAAAGAACCCUAGUUCCCAUAGGGCCACUGCAGAGGUUACCCUGACCUCCCCCCAUCCUACCAGGUUUCCUCUUUCCUGCACCAAAUUACAUUCAAUUUGGCUUAGCAAAGGCCGUUUUCUAGACGAGACUUAUUGGAGAUGCUGGACAUUCCACAGAAGAAGCAGUGAGAGAGGAAACAAAAGUGCGUGGCUCUUCCUCUCCUGAAGGCAACUUCUAGGUCUCCCUGGAAAAGCGGAGGUGGGCAUUUCCUCCAAGGGUGCAAAGUUCUCUUGAUGUGGGUCAGGAUGUGCUUCUGUUCCCUUCAGAUGAUUCCUAGAAACAUGAAUCACUUCCUCUCUUUCGCUGCUUCUGUUGAAAAAUCCAGAGUGGUCGCCACAGUUUAUUGCAAGCCUGUUCUAAGUAUAUGGAGAAAUAUUAUCCAUAACAUUCCCAUUGCAAAACUGAAUGAACGCUGCCCAUCUCUUGAUAAAUCUGUCCUGCCAAAUGCAGUCGUACCUUGGUUAUGAACUUAAUCCGUUCCCGAAGUCCGUUCUUAAACCAAAGCCAUUCUUAAACCGAGACACACUUUCCCUGAUGAGGCCUCCCGCCGCCGGUACCCUUCCACCGUUCAGCUUCCGUUCUUAGACCAAGGUAAAGUUCGUUAACCGGAACACUACAGUGGUGCCUCGCAAGACGAAAUUAAUUCGUUCCGCAAGUUUUUUCUUCUUGCGAGUUUUUCGUCUUGCGAUGCACGGUUUCCCAUAGGAAUGCAUUGAAAAUCAAUUAAUGCGUUCCUAGGGAAACCGACUACAGACCAGGUCCGGGACAGUCUGUCCCCAGCCCUCCUCAGAAGGCUGGGGGGGGGGGACAAGGGCUUUUCUUCCCACCCCCAGCAUUUUAAAAAACCCCGGGACAGCGGAGAGCUUCUCCGCUGUCCGGGGCGAUCUUAAAAUGCUGGCGGGCGGCAUUUUAAAAUUGCCCCGGGACAGCGGAGGACUUCUCCGCUGUCCGGGGCAAUUUAAAAGCCCCUGGGAAGGCAGGCAGGGGGGACAAAGACUUUUGCCCCCGCCAGCCUUCAGAAGAGGUCCUGGACCUCUUCUGAAGGCUGGCGGGGGCGAAAGUCUUUGUCCCCCCCACCUGCCUUCAAAAGCUGUCCAGCCAAGGCUUCGCGGACCUCUCCGCAAGCAGCGGCAGCACUGCCGCUGCUUGCGGAGAGCUGCCGGCAUGCCGAAGCCUGGGCGCGCUGAGAUCAGCGCGCCCAGGCUUCGCGGACCUCUCCGCGAGCAGCGGCAGCGCUGCCGCUGCUCGCGGAGAGUUGCCGGCAUGCCGAAGCCUGCGCGCGCUGAGAUCAGCGCGCCCAGGCUUCAGCGGACCUCUCCGCGAGCAGCGGCAGCGCUGCCGCUGCUCGCGGAGAGUUGCCGGCAUGCCGAGGCCUGGGCGCGCUGAGAUCAGCGCGCCCAGGCUUCGCGGACCUCUCCGCGAGCAGCGGCAGCGCUGCCGCUGCUCGCGGAGAGUUGCCGGCAUGCCGAAGCCUGGGCGCGCUGAGAUCAGCGCGCCCAGGCUCGCGGACCUCUCCGCGAGCAGCGGCAGCGCUGCCGCUGCUCGCGGAGAGUUGCCGGCAUGCCGAGCCUGGGCGCGCUGAGAUCAGCGCGCCCAGGCUUCGCGGACCUCUCCGCGAGCAGCGGCAGCGCUGCCGCUGCUCGCGGAGAGUUGCCGGCAUGCCGAAGCCUGGGCGCGCUGAGAUCAGCGCGCCCAGGCUCCGCGGACCUCUCCGCGAGCAGCGGCAGCGCCUGCCGCUGCUCGCGGAGAGUUGCCGGCAUGCCGGAGCCUGGGCGCGCUGAGAUCAGCGCGCCCAGGCUUCGCGGACCUCUCCGCGAGCAGCGGCAGCGCUGCCGCUGCUCGCGGAGAGUUGCCGGCAUGCCGAAGCCUGGGCGCGCUGAGAUCAGCGCGCCCAGGCUCCGCGGACCUCUCCGCGAGCAGCGGCAGCGCUGCCGCUGCUCGCGGAGAGUUGCCGGCAUGCCGAAGCCUGCGCGCGCUGAGAUCAGCGCGCCCAGGCUUCGCGGACCGGAGAUUUCCUAUGGGCUUUCGUCUUGCGAAGCAAGCCCAUAGGGAAAUUCGUUUGCGAGCGCCUCCAAAACGGAAAACCCUUUCGUCUAGCGGGUUUUUCGUCUUGCGAGGCGUUCGUCUUGCGGGGCACCACUGUACUUCUGGUUUUGCGGAGUUCUUAUACUGAAUAGUUCGUAAAAAGUUCUUAAGCUGAGGUUGCACUGUACCGCUUUGUGAUCUUGUUUUAUAGGUCCAUUUAGUCAUUAAUGUUAUUUCCAAAAUUUCAGAAGUAAGAAGCACAGAUUUCUAGUGGAUGGCAAAUUUGUAAAUUUAUUCCAAGCUUUGCUUUGCACAAAAUGGAACACUAAACACCCCCACCCCUCCCCCAUAUGUAACAGAAUGGAUGAGAAAAUAAUUUGGAAGGAACAACUAUCAUUGUUACUUGAGGCCUAGAUGACCUUGUUGGCUUUCCUGGGUAGAAAACCUUCAAGUUAGUCUACUGAAAUUCAGUCUACUUGGGCCUGCCUUAGAAGACAGUCCAGAACAUAACUGUCAAGUGUCCCUUAUUUGAAGGGACAGUCCCUUAUUCCAGCGCCAUGUCCCGCUGCUGCCCCUUAUUGAUGGAUGUCCCUUAAAUGUCCCUUAAAUGAUGUCCCUUACAUUUCAAAGGAAGCAGCUCCUCUCCCUCCCUCCCUCCCUGCCGGCCAGGGAGGAGGGAGGCUCCAACUGUGUUGCUUGGCUGUGUUGCUCACCCAGUAAGAAGUAUAAGAACGACUGGGGGGUGGAGCUUGAAUGCCUUGUGUGUGGCUAGUUAAUGCAAGCUGAGGGGUUUUUUGAAUGCUGGAUGCCAUUUUGUUGCACGUGCUGCUGCAAAUUUUGCAGUGCAAAGCCAGGCCGGGGAGCCAUCUUAAGUUGAGGCUGCAUAGGCCUUGUGGUGCAUGUGAUUCAGAUUCUAUUCAGCUGAACCUCUGGUUACAAAGUUGGUUGGACAGUGUUCUCGAAGCUACCAGCAUGAGUUUGACCAGACUGCAGGAGGACAGGAAGACUGGAGUGCCUGGAACAGGUGAGGCUGCAGGUCCCUUAUUUUGGCUGCUGGUGCCUUAUUUUCAAGGCUGCUGGUCCCUUAUUUUCAAAUCUGUAAGUUGACAGCUAUGGUCCAGAAAUUGCAGCUACUGCAAAAUUCAGCAGCCCAGAGUGCUUAUGGAAGUGGCAGACCAAGCAUAUCCAUUGUAAAAAAAAACCUUCACUGGUUGCCACUUGUUUUCCAGACCCAAUUUGAAGGACUUAUACUUAUGUAAAUCGAACUAUCUGCAAGUUAGGGACUUAUCAUGCAUGUGAAGACUGGUUCCGGGUGGACUGAGUGGACGAGACUAAUAGUGGGUCCAGUGGCCAAGAAAGCAGUUUCUGCAUGUGCUGUAGAGGGAAGUGAGGGGCUGAUGGGACUUGUCAACCUGGAAAGAGAGCCCAUCUAGGAGACGAAAACUCUGAUCCUAAACCUCCCCUGCCUUGAGGGUCAGGAGAAGAAAAGGCUAAGGACUAAUCCCUACACAAAUCUGGAAUGGUGUCCAUAAGACAGUUGGAUGGCGCCUGGCAUGCCUUCUUUCGGAGGGGGGGCAUAGCUAAGGUCCUGGCCUGCCCCUCAUUGCAUGAGGGGAAUUUGUGCCUGAGCCUUCUGGACUUUUCAAAAGAACAGCAAGCCCAAGCGGCUGUCUCUUUAAUAGCGAAUAAGUUAUCACAGAGUUUGGAGACUCCCUCGCUCCCACCGGCAAUGAGAUGAUGGAUUCUAGAAGGCCAUGCUCUCUGUCAUUCCUGUUCCAAAGAUGCCCUCACAAAUAACAUUUCCUGCCAGUUUAUUUAAUUGAAAUAAAUAUUUUCUUUAAAGCCAAGAUAAAAAAACUUUAAUGAUUUACACUUCAAACCAAGCAAGCUUUUAUGGGAACACUAUUUUUCAUUUAGCACCAUACUAUAACCCCUCUGCUUUUGGGGAAAUGAUUUGUGCAGCUUCCAGCAUGGUUUUUAUCUGAGAGGAAUUCUUGCACUGGCUGCCACUGAGAAGGCCUUUCCUUCUUCUAGCUUUCUCCAUCUUCUGCAAGCGACUCGAAUGGGAGAAACACAUUCUUGGCUUUAUUUGGAUGCAGGGAAGAAUGUCUUUUGCAGACUAGGCAGAGGGCAAAGAGGGGGCACUUAACAUUUCCUGGGUUGGCCUGACCCUGGGAAUUUGUCACAACGUCACUGGUGAUUUGUAGGUUCGCGUAUUAUUAGUUCCCUUGCAUUGCAUUUUUUAAAGAACAAGAUUAGAUAGAUUUUGGCCACAUAUCCAAAACUUGCACAAUUGCUGGUUCAAAGUGUUAAUAGAUGUUGGUGUUGGAUGCUGAUUUAGAAAUAAUCAGUUUGGGGGGAAGAAGCGAGUAAGAGGCAAAAUGAUAGAAGUUUGUAAAAUUAUGCAUGGCAUAGAGAAAGUGGAUAGAGAAAAGCUUCUCUCUCACUCUUGCGUAACACUUGAACAAAGGAUUUGCUUUCAUUAUAUGCUGGGGAGCAGCCCUGAGAAAGAAAAGAGGAAGGUGUCAUGCAGAUACAGUAUUCUGGGAGGGAGUUCCAGGUGUAGGAAGCAGGGACAGGUUCAUUUAAAGGAGCAGGAGGUUUUCAGAUAAAGGAGUGCUAAGAGUAAAUGAACCAAGUUCCAGUAGGACCCUGGGUGGAUCUGGUCAGGUUGGGUCUGAAGUGGAUGCUCAGACUCCAGAAAGCACUAAUUUUGUGUAUCAGCCCUGUAUGGGUGAUGAUGAGUCUUUCGUAAUCAACCAAUUUGGUAUAAAAUAGUUAGGCAGUCUCAGUAACAUUUUCCUGUUUUACAAACUAAUAUCUAUUUGAAGUGAUCACGUGGAACUUGAUGAUUUGACCUCUUUUAUUAUUGAGCAGUUUAGAACUUUUAUAUUAGACCUUAUAUUGGAGGCUGACGACUUAAAGUGAAUGCAUAAAGCUAUGGACCACAAUUAGGAUGCAAGCGAAGAUUUAUGCAUCUCACUCUGUUUUCAGCUCCCUGAAGCCUGUAACGAAUCCCCACCCCCCCACCCCCACUCACCUUCCCCCCCCAAGAAAAUCUUUAAUAAAGAUACAUUUUUUUAAAAAAACUAACCGACCUAACUAACUGACCCAUUGCAUUGUGGAUAACUUGGUUCUGCCCCCAACAAAAGCCUGCCCCCCAAAAUAAUAAAUCCUGACUAUACCCAACCUCUGGGAUGAAUUCACCUCUCAGCUGUCAUCCACAAAGAUCAUUGUCUGAGAAACUUUGGAAGAACUAAUGACCCCCAUGGAUGAGCAGCUAGCAGACAGUGUGAGGGUGAAUACCAUAGCUGUCAACGUUUCCCUUUUUUUAAGGGAAAUUCCCUUCUUCCAAAUAGGAUUCCUCGCAAGAAAAGGGAAACGUUGACAGCUAUGGUGAAUACUUUAUUGGAGAAUGCAGAUUUGGUCAAGGAAAUUAGUCUCUGACAUGAAAAGCAGAUUCAAUGAGUUCUUUUUUAAAAAGUAUUUUUAUUAAAGAUUUUCUUGGUUUACAAAAGUAUGUGCAGUGUCUCUCUCCCCCCCACCCCCCGGUAACAUUUUUUAACAGAUCAGUUUCAUUUGUUGAGACAUUAGGAAGAAAAGGGGGGAGAUGAGUGGGGGUGGGGUCAGGUGGCGAUAUUUCUAUUUUACUUAAUAUAUGUGGGGUUUUGUGUCAGUGUUGCUUGCGCAGGUUCUCAUUAGGUCAGUUAGUUAAGUAUUUUUAUUUAUUUACAGUCAUACCUCGAGUUGAAUGUGCUUUGGGUUGAGUGCGUUCGAGUUGCGCUCCGCGGCAACCCGGAAGUAAUGGAGUGCGUUACACUCAAAAUGACAUCACGCACAUGCACGGAAGCGGCGAAACACGACAUGCGCAGACCCGCCGUCGCGUCUUAACGUUCCGUUUGGGAUGUGAACGGGGCUCCGGAACGGAUCCCGUUCGCAUCCCGAGGUACCACUGUACUUGAUUUGGGGGGGGGGGGACAGCUGCCCCCCUAACUACACCCAUGUCCCAGAGAUUGGGGCUGCCAUUGCAUCCCUGGUCUCCCACACUAAUUGGAUCUUCUGCCAAGUUGAUAAUGGCCCGAUUGUGUUUUUGCAGCUGGCUGCUUUUUGCUUAUAUCAGUCAUGUGGUUUGAAGAAACCAGGAAGAUUGUCUGAUUUUUGUUGUUGUUGUUGUUGAUUCAGAUUCACUGGCAUACACAAAGCACGAAGAAGAGAUUUAUAUCCAAAACAUAUGUGCAGGAUCCGUUGGGUGAGAGGGGUUGUUUCUGGUGUUUUCCUGAGCUAAGGAUUUAAGGGGCCACCUAUAUCGGCAUUGGCUCCACUCCCCCAUCACAACUCAUUGGAUAAUUUCUCUUUUUCAGCAGGGAAGUAAUUUGUCAACCCGUCCAUUCAGACAAUGGAUUACCAGCCGGGGCUUUCGGUAAUCCAAAUUCCGUUUUCAUUUUGGAGGAGCAAGUACAGCUAACUGCAGGCUUACAGACGCAAGAGAGAUGUUUGUUCCUCUUCAGCAAUAUGUUGGUUGUUGCCAAGUUCAAGUAAGUGCAGAUUUGAUCUACAAGGCUGUUAAUGAAGUGGGUAUUUCUUAGGAGUACCUUGCAAAGGUUACUUGCCCAGGUGUCUGUACUUGGAACUGGAACUGGAACUUGGAACUGGAACCUUCUUGAGUGUGGUCCAUUUGUGGCCUCUCUCUCCAUUCUCAGAAUUAAGCUAGCCAUUGUUACACCCUCCAGAUGUUAGUGGACUACAACUCCUCUCACUGUUUGCCAUGCUGGCUGCUGGGACUGCUGGGAGUUGGAGUCAAACAGCAUCUGGAGGGCACCAGGCUGGGGGCGUCUGGUGUAAGAGCUUGCUUAGCUUAUCAUCAGGGGAGGAGGGCAGUGGUGAGCUUGAGCAAAUCAUAUUUGGAAAAUGGGUGUUUCCAGCUGUUUGUUGUUGUUGAUUGUAGGAUGGGCACAUUUCACCCAUGCAAAAAAAUUUUUUAGCUACAUCCACAUAACUUUAUUGGCACCAGAAUACCUGCCUGUAUUUUCCCUCUAUUGAAUCAGGAUUUACCCUGCACAUGGAAAAUCUGAAAAGUAUUUUUUUUAAUGCCAGCAAUCUGCUUAUGAUAUCUGAACGACCUGUUUGCAGAAUUAAUGAAGUCCUCAUAUGGAACACCCCAAGUUUCUAAAGUUCUUUUUCUUCAUAUUUUAGGGUAUUAUUAUUAUUAUUAUUAUUAUUAUUAAAAACUGGCCAUUUUCUGAAAUGGACCAUCAGGAUAGAAAUGUGCUAUAAAUCAGAAUGAAUAAAUAAAUAAAUAGUCAAGUCCUGACUUUCUGAUUUCUUCAUAAAACAAGUUAAAAAUGCAGCAAAUAUUCUUAUGAAAGUAGAACAUGAGGGGCAUAGGGUUGAGCGGGAGGGAGAAGCAGAAUUAAAGAAAUUGUGCAAUAUUUUGCCAGAUUAGUUUUGCUACUGCUAAGUAAAAUCACAACAAGGCUAAUGACUCUUUUAUGAAAUGCCAGACCCCAACAGAAAUGGGGAGACUUGGAAAACAUCAGUCUCUCUCUAUGCAAGGUUUUACUGGUGUAAAAAGGUAAAGGUAAAGGUACCCCUGCCCGUACGGGCCAGUCGUGUCGGACUCUAGGGUUGUGCACCCAUCUCACUUAAGAGGCCGGGGGCCAGCGCUGUCCGGAGACACUUCCGGGUCACGUGGCCAGCGUGACGAAGCUGCUCUGGCGAGCCAGCACCAGCGCAGCACACGGAAACGGCGUUUACCUUCCCGCUAUAAAUCGGUACCUAUUUAUCUACUUGCACUUGGGGGUGCUUUCGAACUGCUAGGUGGGCAGGAGCUGGGACCGAAAGACGGGAGCUCACCCCACCGCGGGGAUUCGAACCGCCGACCAUGCGAUCGGCAAGUCCUAGGCGCUAAGGUUUUACCCACAGCGCCACCCGCGUCCCGUUUUACUGGUGUGCAACGGAACAAAUAAUUGUGACUAUUUUAUCAUUUGUUUUAUUUGUUACAGUAAUUUAUAUCUCACUAUUCUACGAAAAAAUUGUGCUCAAAGAAUGUCAUGAUAUGGUAAAAUAAAACAGAAAAUUUACAAGAAUAAACAGAUCGUACACUAUUAAAAAGCAACAAUUCAAAACAUAAUACAUUCUUUAAAAUUAUGCUGGAAGAAAACAGCUUUCACUGCCUGCUGUGUAGAUUUGGGAAUUGACUGCUCCACUGGAGUCUUUUCUCUCAUAAGGAGGAAAUUUCUGGCCUCUGAUUCCUGACCCCAACAACAACUAUUCCCAUUCAUAAAUCUGUGGGUCCAUCCUGCUAACAAGGAGCGUGACUUCAUUGGUGAAUGUGUGUAGGGAUGAAUGAACCUGCCAGUUUCAGUUUCUGUUCAUCUCUCAUUUAUCCAGUCUUCAAGUUCAGGUCUCUCUGGAUUUGCACAUCUGUUUCCAAGUUGCUGCUUUUAAAAGUCCUCAUAAAACUUUGUCUGUAUUUUAAUGUAUAAUUUUCCUAAUACAGUAUACACAACUUGUAUGCAUUUUUGCCCUAGUAAUGCAUAUUUUUAUUAACAACCCCCCUAUUGUAAUGCACUUUUAAAUGUUGUUUUCACUAACAUAUGCAUUUGUUCACAUUUUCCAUUAAAAUGUGAGUUUUUGUGUACCUUAUUUGAUUGGAGAACUUGCAGCACAAAAUUCAGAGAAGUGUAAUUCUUCUUUUUCAACUGCACUCUGUUUUUAAAAGAAUAUAUAUUAUAUUGCUUUUUCACAUGUAAUUUAAAAGACAACAACAGUAAGCAACAACAAUAGCAGCAAGUCUGUCAUUUCUUGGGGGGAAAGUGUGUCAGCAGAUGGAACCAGCAAUUAGAACAAGUCUGUGAUGCAUUUUAAAAUCUCUAAUCAAAUAAGACUCUCCAGAUUUUUCCAUGGGGAAGUUGUGUCAAGAAUUUUGUAGGAUGGGUGUGUGUUUUGGUCACAUAUUGUUUUGGGAAGAGUGAAUCAAGAAAGUUUACCUUUAAGGCAAAUUCAAUCAAAUUUUUCUCUCUCCCCUUAAGGGUGGUUCAACAGUGGUCAUAAUUCAGGAGAAGUGAAGAUAAAUGGUGGAGAGGUCUAUGGUGAGGAUGCAGUAGAAGACAUGGGCACCACAUGCCGUCUUCCUCUUGCCAGCAUUCUUAACAUAACCUGUCUCUGGCUUUGGAUCUAGGUCAUCCUCCAACUUGAAAGUGAAGAAGCAGGUGCACCUGACUAAGGUGUGGACAGGCAGCUGCCUCAGUGAAGUGUCGGAGAAAAGAUUCACCCAUGAGACCUCCUUUGUGAUUGGCUGGCCCACCACCAACUUUGUUGUCACUUAUAGGUAACACCUUCUCUCAGAAUUCAUCAUCUAUCCCCCUCGCCCCAAAUCACCUCACAUUUUCCUUAAACAACAUCCGAUGACAACACAGAGAUGUAGAAGCUGACCUCCACCACCCCUCACUCACUAAUAAUGUUUCCCAAUCUUACUUACUUUGUUUGGCUAAUUUAUUUACAAAAUUUAUCUCCCACAAAAAUUUAGCUCCCACAAAGAUCUGGGCUCAAAGUAGCUUAUGAUAAUUUUAAACAACAGAAUAUAUAAGCAGUAAUUUGAGACAGGUCAAAAGCUGUCAAUGGCAAAACUACGAUGGCAACAACAACAGGAAUAAAGAGUUUGAACCAGUAUUAUUAACAUGGAGAUUCACUAAGGAUUGAAUGGUAGUUUAGCUUCCUUUGAAAUGUUUGAGAUUUCCUGCAGGAGGAGAAAUCUCAAAAUUCAACCAUUCAUUCAUUCAUUCAUUUACAUCCUUUGAAACAUACCAUGAACAUGACUUAAAAUACAAAUAAAAUUCAGUUCUGGACACAUCAAAAAUCACACAAGGAUUACUGUCUUCAAAGAACAGUAUAAAGAUAACCAUUCUUACUAUGAUUCUUACUGUUACAGCAUAAAUAAACAAUGCUGAGUACCUCAGAGUAGCAUCCUGAGAUAGCUGCAUUGCAUCCUUAGUUUUCUUAUUCUCACACGUUACAAAAUCAGACCAAUCUGACCCAAUCAAUUAAACCAACAUAUCAUUCUUUUUAUUCCCUCUAGACAACUUUAUGUGUCAAUUUAUGAUUUCUCAUUUGUCAAAUAUUUGGGGGUCAUGCUUGCUCUAUCUUUCUCUUUUCCCUUUUGCAAUGCGAUUCCUGUAGCCAUUUGACCUUUGAAAUGAUUGUGCCUAUUUGUCCAUUUCGUGGCUAAUUUCAUAACAGAAAUGCACAAAGUAUACAUGCUCUGUAAUUUUUCUUCCCCAGCCUGUAUCCCUCCAGAUAUGGUUGGACUACACCUUCUGUUGGGUGUUGAUGGGGGAAAGCUGCACCCAGCUGAGAGUGUUAUCUGAAAAUUGACAACAUUCCCUCCUUCACAUACUAAUUCUUCACAUAGCUAUUCUAUGGGAUUUGUUACCACAAGAUGGAGUGAUUGCCACCAACUUUGAUGGCUUUAAAAGGGGUUUGGACACCUUCAUAGAGGAUUUGACAAACAAAGGCACUAGUACAAUGGCUGUGCUGUUCCUCCAGGGUCAGAGGCAGUAUGGCUCUGAAUACCAGUUGCUGGAAACACAGGAGUGGAGAGUUGCUCUUGUGCUCAGGUCCUGCUUGCUGGUUUCCCACAGACAUCUGGCUGGCUGCUAAGAGAACAGGAUGCUGGACUAUAAAUGGGCCAUUGGCCUGAUCCAGCUUCAUAGCUCUAAUGUUCUUAAUGCAGAAAAUAAAUACCUUUAAUUCAGUAAGUCACUAUUCCAUCACAUCCACACCAUAUAUUUAAAGCCAAUGGCUUCCAAAGAUUCAUGGGAGCUGUAGUUUUCCCACUCAUAGCUACACAUAGUUAAGAACUACCGUUCCCAUGGUAUUUGGUGAGGGUCAUGUUUAAAUAUAUGCAUUAAAUAUAUGGUGUGGAUCAGCCCUUUAUUCCUGCUUCAGCAAACAAGGUUGGCUAACAUUUGCCCUAUGCCCCCCUCAAUAUCUUCCUGAUUGAAGCUAAAAAUGUAAAAUUUCUUUCCUCAUCUCAUCCAGGAAAUACCGUAUUUUUUGCUCUAUAAGACUCACUUUUUCUCUCCUAAAAAGUAAGGGGAAAUGUGUGUGCGUCUUAUGGAUCGAAUGCAGGCUGCGCAGCUAUACCAGAAGCCAGAACAGCAAGAGGGAUUGCUGCUUUCACUGCGCAGCUAUCCCUCUUGCUGUUCUGGCUUCUGAGAUUCAGAAUAUUUUUUUUCUUGUUUUCCUCCUCCAAAAACUAGGUGCGUCUUGUGGUCUGGUGCGUCUUAUAGAGCGAAAAAUACGGUGAUUUCCUAUUGGCCAUUCAGGCUAUUGGGGAGUCUUCAAUUGACUUUGUUCUGCCACGCAUUGCAGGAUACCUGAGUAGAAGAAUGACGACUCUUGACAUUUGCUUUUUACAGCCAAUAUAUGUUUGGGCAAACCUUGGUACAGGUUCUGUAUCUCUCACGUCAUUACAGGGAAAUAGUUUCUAAGAAUUGCAAGGCAAGGAAAGCAGACAAAGCAAGAUAUUAAUUAGAGGCCGUUGCCCAACGUGAAAAAGAUGCUUGCUUCAAACGUCAGAACAAGGCACUUGCCCUCCGCCCACUUAUCAGAGCCUCGCUUCGCUUCGCCAGGAAAUUGAGCUCAGCAGCACAAGAAAAUUAUUUUACUAAAAUAGAACAGGAAGGGGCUGUGCUUUUGUACAGUGGUGCCUCGCAAGACGAAAAGAAUCCGUUCUGCGAGUCUCUUCGUCUUGCAGUUUUUUCGUCUUGCGAAGCAAGCCCAUUAGCGAUUUAGUGGAUUAGCGCUAUUAGCGGCUUAGCGGAUCAGCUGAUAAGCGGCAUAGCGGCUUAGCGGAUCAGCUGAUAAGCGGCUUAGUGGCUUAACGGAUCACCUGUUAAGCGGCUUAGCGGAUCAGCUGAUAAGCGGCUUAGCGAUCAGCUGUUAAGCGGCUUAGCGGAUCAGCUGAUAAGCGGCUUAACGGCUUGGGAAAAGGGGGAAAAGGAAAAAAAAACCCCGCAGGAACUCGCAAGACAUUUUCGUCUUGCGAAGCAAGCCCAUAGGAAAUUUGUUUUGCGAAGCACCUCCAAAACAGAAAACCCUUUCGUCUAGCGGGUUUUCCGUCUUGCGAGGCAUUCGUCUUGCGGGGCACCACUGUACUGGGCCUUUGUCAGAAGGGACAGUGAUUUAUAGUUCUGUAUAUCAUCUAUGGCAUUGUCGACAAAGAAAGGGGGGGAACAUCCCCAACCUGAGGGCCACAUUAUUCUCUGGAUCAUCUUCUGGGGGCCGCAUGCCACUGGCAGGCAGGGCUAGAGGCAAAAGUGGAUGGAGCAGUGAAUGUGACUUUUACCCUUCAUAUGGAAGGCUACAAUCCAGCCAGACAAGACGGAGAUUUCUAUGGAGGAGGUUUCUAUUCAUGGAGAAUAAGUCUAUCAGUGACUGCUAGCCAUGAUGGCCAAGCUCUGCUUCCAUGGUUGGAGGAAGUAAUGCUUCUGAAUACCAGUUGCUGGAAACCUCAGGAAGAACUCAAGUGCUCCUCUGCUUGGGUUUUGCUCAAGGGUUUCCCACAAUGAGCACCUGGUUGGUCACUGUAAGAGUAGGAUGCAGGCCUAGAUGGGCCCCCUUUGGCCUGAUCCAGCAGGAUCUUCUUAUGCUGUCAUGGAAACCACAGGAGGGGGAGAGUGCUAUUGUUCUCAAAUCCUGUCUGUUUGUCCCCCACAGGGAACUGGAGGGCCACUGUGAGAAGAGAAUGAUGGACUAGAUGGGCCAUUGGCCUAAUCUAGCAGACUUUUCUCAUGUUCUUAGGCACACACAUCUAAUCCUCUGAGACAUUAUCACAGUUCACCAACACAAAAGCACUUGAGGAGCAGGGCCUGGCAAGGGGUGGGGCCUCUGGAGGGGGAAUAGCAUAGAGAGAGUCCCAAGGGCCACAGUUGGCCCCCGAGGCCACAGAUGUUCCCCACCCCUGUUGCAGCCAGAGGACUUUUGAUGCUUUCUUACCAUUGUGUUUACUACUCAUUUUCAGAUCGCCUGAAGUGAAGGACAGGUGGAUGUCAACACUGCUGUGGUAAGAGUUGCAUUCUUUUUGUCUGCAGCAAGGAUGCCACGUGGCGUAAAGGUAGGAGUGGCAUUGUGCCAUGGUGGCCUGCCUGUGGCAUCUAGUGGCCCUUGCCGUGGUUGCUGCUUGCUCCCCACGAAAGUAGGCUAGAAGCAGGGCUACCUCCAUCAGUUCCGUUGUGGCAGGCCAGCCCCAUCAGGCCUCAUCUCCCCUCAGCUUGGCACCUGAGGGCAACUGCCAUUCCCUCAGGCUGACUCAGUGGGAGAAGUGGGAAGCAGAAGGCUCAUUCCAUCAGCUUUGCCAAAAGCCCAGAUCCAUCAGGCACCUCCUGCCCCUGAACUGUUCCAACUGUUUAGAAAUCAAUACUGAGUUUGAAAUUUAAUUUUCUUCUUCCCUCCCCAUCCCUUUUUCCUUGUAUGUCAUGCUUUUUGGUUUUUAGGUUGUAAGCCUGCAGGCUGUUUUGAAUGUAAGCUGCUGUGGGAACCUUUUUGACUGAAGAAUUGGGUACAAAAGUUAUAGAUAGAUGGAUAGAUAGAUAGAUAGAUAGAUAAGCUAACUGGAAGAGGGAGGAGGGAAUGUGUUGGGUCUAUAAUGUGCCUCAGAGAGUACUGUCUUAUACUUUAUCAGUGUUCUACUUUGAUCCCAUUUAGCCACUUUUCAGGUGUUCAUUCACAAGGAUAGCCAACGUCCAUCAGCCCCCAGGGAAGAUGGGAGUUGUAGUUCCACAAUAUUAGGAGGACAUCUUUUUAGCUACUGCCACAUAGGAAACACAUGGGAAGGGUGGCAUUGCAGUGACAGGCAGCACCCUAGACUAACAUGCAUCCGUUAAAACAGGAAGCAGGAACCAUUUUCAACCUGAAAGCUACACUCCUGCUGUGUGGGUAGCUGCAUGCCAGGGCUGGGUGUGGCCAGAGAUGAAAGUGGGCAGGGCUUUACCUUUGUGCAGUAGGUUACAUUCCUGGCACACAGAAAUCAGAAAUUUUGAACAUACCCACAUACCCACACAUGUGUAAAGCAUUAUCACGGCCCCAGGACCACAUUCCAGCCAGGUAAAUGUUCUUGAUGCAGGACUGCUCUAAGGAGUACAACCCAAGGAGAGGUGUCAUGGGCUGAGCGGGGUCCUCGGGGCUUGAGGUUCUCCACCCCUGUGUUAGAACCUCUGAAGGGAGCUGCUGAGUGUGCACAGGACUUAAAUGACAUGGAGAUGCUUGAGUGAAAUCAACCCCACCCCAAAAAAGUUAGUCUCCCCAAAAUGGUCUGUAGCAGUGUUUUUAGUGCCUUUCUCUGCAUGCCCCAGUAACUAUGCACCUUGUGGUUUAUUUUCUUAAUGGUAAAUUUAUGAAUUACAGGCACAUCAAUGAAGUGAAGCAGACUGAGUAUCCCAAAAGCGUACCCAUGCAGAUUGUGUUGAUGGACGGUGAUCACAGCUCCUCUGUGAGUAACAGUGGGAAAAAUAGCCUGGCCUAUUAGGUUGGUCCUGUUCUUCAGUACCGCCGUAUGUGGCAGUGCUUAGUCUUGAUUUUCAAUCUACAGUAGUUUUAAGGCUCUAUGUUACCUGAGCAGAACCUAAAUGUGUUUUUUAUUCUUUGUGUCAAGAGCACUGCAAUAAUCGUCUCCAAUGUAGAAACAGCAGAGCAUGUCAUCAAGAGGACCACUGAGAAGCUGGGACUUCCUGUAAGUGCAAAAUUUAUUUCCUUUUAGAAAUGGCUCAGCAGUACUGCAUUAUUAUUUUUACUAGCUGUGAGGCGGGGGGUGGGAAGAUGAAGUCACUUGAGCUUUCCUAAGUGUAACUGAGGCAAGGGAUCCACUCAUGCCCAAGAAGCAAAUAGACUGGAGAAGGGAUCUGGGCCACAUGCUUUUGCAUUCUACAUUUUAAAAAAAUUAAGGAGGUAUUAAUGAACAGGAUAUUAUUUAUCUAGACUUACUGUGUAUGCAUUUUAUUUUUGGGGGGUAUACUGGGUUCUGAGAAGGAGUGGAAAAUAAGCACUAAAAGUGAAUAUGCAUGAUUUUGAUAAAUACAUAAUUAUGUCAACUGUAGGGUUGUAAAAUACAGAUUAGUUCUUUUAUGACCAACAUAUUCACAUGAAUGCUUGGGUUUCACCCCUUAGUACAGUGGUACCUCGCAAGACGAAUGCCUCGCAAGACAAAAAACUCACUAGACGAAAGGGUUUUUGGUUUUUUGAGCUGCUUCGCAAGACGAUUUUCCCUAUGGGCUUGCUUUGCAAGAUGGAAACGUCUUGCAAGUUCGUUUCCUUUUUCUUAACACCGUUAAUACAGUUGCGACUUGACUUCGAGGAGCAACUCAUAGAACGCGGUGUGGUAGCCUUUUUUGAGGUUUUAAAGACUUUGGUGAUUUUUGAAGCUUUUCCAAAACUUUCCCGACACCGUGCUUCGCAAGACGAAAAAAAUCGCAAGACGACAAAAGUCGCGGAACGAAUUAAUUUUGUCUUGCGAGGCACCACUGUAUAAGACAUGAGUGUUGCAAGUUGUAGACAAAGCCAUUGAUUUCUUUGGCUUUGCAAGCAUUCCUCCAUGAGAAAAUUGGUAAUGUCAGUCAAGAUUCCCUAAAACUCUCUCCCCCUGAUUUCCAAAUCACACCUAAACUUUGCCACUGCUAAGGAAGGCAGUCUGGGAGGCACAAGGGUGAAUUCUCAGUUCAUACAGAGCAAGUGGCUGUUACUCGUGGUCAAACCCUUUGCUCUGGAGCAUGUCCCAGAAUCCCUCUAUAAUGUACAGGGGUUCCUUGAGAAAAGAAGAAUUUGAAAGCCACUGGCCUCUUCCCUUGCCACCUAGGCAAAAUAUACUAGUUUAUAAUUAGACUGUGGUGUGCUAAAAUGUGCCAUGUAUAUAAUGACUCAAGACAUGUUCAUUGGCCUGACUCACAUGCUUUUCAAGUCUUUUGUGUGGAUAUUGCAUCCAUUUCCAACCUAGAUGGCUUUAAAAGAGCAUUAGACAAAUUCGUGGUGGAGAAGGAGGAGGAGGCUACCGCCGCCUGCUAGCCAUGAUGGCUGUGGUCUGCCUCCACUGUCAGAGGCCGUAACACUUCUGAGUACCAGUUGCUUGAAACUACAGGAGGGGAGAGUCCUCUUGCUCUUGGGUUCCUCUUGCAGGCCUCCCACUGAUGCAUCUGGUUGUCCACUGUGAGAAGAAGAUGGUACUAGAUGGGCCAUUUGCCUGCUCCAGCAGGCUAUUCUUAUGUUCUUAUGUAAGCCGCUGCUGUCCAGAUGCAUGGCUGUGCUAGUUGGGGCUGAUGGGAGUUGUAGUCCAAAACAUCUGGAGGGUACCAGAUUGGGGGAGGCUCCUGUAAAGUUUCAGCUUUGACUUCUUUCUGUCUGUCUGCCUUCCCCUUUCCUCAGCUGUACUGUUCCGCUUCCUCUGAAUGUCAGACAUGCUGGUCACUCUGUUGUAUUCCAUCAGGUUUGCAGCCCUGCAUUUCCUGAUCCUCCCUUCACCACCUGCUGCCUGGGCUUCAUUGCCUGGUAUCCCCUUCUGUUGUUUUGCAUCCCCUUUUCCCAGCUUCUCCAGUCCUUCAUUCUGCCACCUCAUUUCUUUCUGUUUUUCAAUCCACAGGGCCGGCCAAGAGACUAUCUCCUUUGGGUAAUACCAGGAAGGGACAAUAAUGCUUACCCACUUAUCGGUAAGAGCUCUUGCUUUCUUGAGUGAACAUGGAUAAUUCAGUAUUAAUUAAUGUCUAAAUGAAUAUUUGUAAGUCCUUCUGAUGUGAGUGGCAUCUUACCCUUUCAUUUCUGUGGAGUGAAAUUGUUGUUCCUUUUAUCAUCCAGGACAUUGCACUCUGUGAGGCAGUGUAAUGCAGCAGCAAAAAAAAAAAAAAAACCACACAACAACCCUAAUUCAAUUCUAGGUUACAUCAGCAGAAGUUGAGUGUCCAGAUCAAGGGAAGUAAUAGUCCCGCUCUGUUUUGCCUUGGUCAGACCACACUUGGUCAGACCACACUUCCAAACAGCUCUUACUGGCAGAAAAGUCAGAAUGUCCUGUAUUGUAACUGUUUGGAAUGUCCUUUAUUGUAACUUGAACCACUGGUUCAGGACCUACCCUCCUGUUACCUCCAUACACUACUGCCUCUGUCCUGCCCCCAGUAAGGAGUCACCACCACCACCAACCCUUCCUCUGGGAAGUGGCAGGAAUUGUUCUGUAUCAUCAUUACACCAUGUGAUCUCCCACUUGCAGUCUAAAGCACUACAGCCAAAUACAGUUUGCCACAUCAGGGAGAACCAGGCCCUUUCUGAAUGAAGGCUCUCCCACACUUCCAUUUGUCCCAGGCUUUCUGUGCGUUUGCCCUGCUGCUUUCCCUGGGAAAACCUGCUGUUUACCACUAAGUCGGAGUAAAAGUCCAUCAGGGUUUUCUGCAGAUUGACAUGAGUUCGGAUUCAGUGGUAAACAUCAGGUUUUCCAGGGAAAUGGCAGGGUGAACGAAGAACCUCUUGGACCCAUGCCCAGAAACCAUGGGACAAGUAGAAGGGAAUCCAGGACAAACAGAAGUGUGGACAAGCCCUGAGUGAAAGAAGAAUCAGAUCAAACCUUCUGCCUAAAGCAACCCAAACAUAUGGUUAUAAAAGUUAGGUGCCACCCCCCACUUUCUACAAGACUCCAAGGGGUUCCAGGCUCUCACCCAGGGUCUGUGGUCCUUUGGAAAAUUGAGACAUGGCAGAGACUGUCAUAGCUUUGAGGAAAAUGGUUUAUUCACCUAUUUACACCUUCAGUCUGCAUGGAGGGAGUCCAGAACUUAUGGCAUGGUCAUCUGAAGCAGAACUUGUCUCCCACAGCAGUGCAGCCCUGAAGUACAAGGCAUCUCUCCCAGCCAGCCUUCAGCCAACCUGCCCAAGAUGGAUCCCAGUCUUUCUUUUCUCCCAUUCUUCUUUCCAGCAAACCUUGCUAAACAACCCUCUUUUCCUGUCACCUCACACCCAGUUACGCUGACAACCUUCCAAAUCCCAGACUCUGUUCACACGUCAGAGCAAGGGGAAGUUCAGUUUUCUUGUACUGCUAAUGGCCCUCAACAGAGUUGUAUUGUUUUUAAUAGUCCUAGCUUGGCCAGGUUGUUUUGCAUUGGCUAGCUCAGGAAUUCCUUUGCAGCUUGUAUUUCUCCCUUCACAUCCCAAAUAAUCAAAAUCCUACCAUUUAUUAAUUUCUAGGGUUUAGCCCACCCAACCCAAAUCUUUAACACCAUGCUUCCCACACCAACUUAGACAAGAGCUAUGAAAUUCAAACUUGCAAGGAAAACAAUGCCUUCAGAGAUGCUGUGGGAGGAAAAAUGUUGUUUCCCUUAAUCAACUACUCCUGUUUAAAUAAGCAAACAUCCAUCUUCCCAUUAUGAGCGUGGAAUCUUCAGCUUGUUUAUUUCUCCUGUUAAAGAAUUCCAGCUGAUAUUUCAAGAUAUUAUUUCAAGUAUGAUAGGCUGGUAGUUAAUUCAGAUGGAGUUUGUAAGGACAUAAGAGCCUGCUGGAUCAGACCAAUGGCCCAUCUUGUUCAGCAUCCUAAUCUCACAUUGGCAGGACCCAAGCACAACAGCUCCCUCCCCUCUUUCAGUUUCCAGCAUGUGGUACUCAAAAGCAUUUCCUGCUUCCAACCACACAGAGAGAGCAUAGCCAUGAUGACCGGUAGUCAUUGAUAGCCAUCUCCUCCUAUGAAUUUGGCUGAUCUUCUUUUAAAACCACCUAAGUUGUUGGCCAUCACUGCCUCCAGUGGGAGUGAGUUCCAUAGUUUAACUCUGCACUGCGUGAAAAUGUCCUCUUUAUCUGUCAACUUUAUCUUCCAACUUUAUGCUUCAAUGGACAUCCACAAGUUCUAAUGUUAUGAGAGAAGGGGGGCUUUUCUCUAUCCCCUUUCUCCAUUCCAUGCAUCAUUUUAUAAACUUCUAUCACGUCGCUUCUUACUUGCCUUUUCUCUAAAUUAAAAAGUCCCGAAUGCUGCAACCUUUUUCCUAGGAUAGUUGCUACAUCCCUUCGAUCAUUUUGGUUGCCUUAUUCUGAACCUUUUCCAACUCUGUGAUACCCUUUUUGAGGGGAGGCAACCAGAACUAAAGACACUGUAAUCCAAAUGUGGUCACGCUAUCAGUUUGUAUAACGGCGUUGUGAUGCAGGCAGUUUUAUUUUCAAUUUGUUUCCUGAUGAUCCCUAGCAUAGAAUUUGUCACGGCUACUUCACACAUGGCUGGCAGUUUCUGCUUCAUUGUGUUAAACAUUGUAUCCUAGUUCAAUGGAUUUCUGAAAUAGAUACAAUGGAACAUUCUAUACAUAGUGCACUGUCUAUUCAGAUAGUGCUGUUUUUCUUGGUAAAAGAAUAAAUGAAUCCAUUUAGCUCCUAAACAGCUUUGCGCUGCCUUUAAGGAGCCUAAAUAAAUGCUUGGGUUUAAACUGAGGCUAAAUGACUGGUAACAGGGAGUGAUUUCAGAAAUAGGCAGCAAGAAAUUAAGAUCAACACAAUAUUUUUCUUUAAAUUAUUUAAUAAUAAUAAUAAUAAUAAUAAUAAUAAUAAUAAUAAUAAAUGCCCUAUGAAGGCAAAAAGUGUUUUGGAUUUUUUUGCCAUUGGCACAUAUCAGAAAAUGAUGCAAGUUUAGAUGUACAAAUAACAUUACACAGAGUAUUUACUUUGGCUGAGAGUAUAGGGCAUGUCUUUUCAACUUUUUCCCAUAGUGUUUCAUAACAAUUUCUAUUAUUACAUGUGACAUAAUGACAGUAUCGUAUUUAGGGUUGGGCUUUCUGGUCAAAAUGGGACGAAAAUGAGAGCAGAACUUUUGAUGAAGGCUGUUUGGGAAUGUUGAAAAGAGCAGCCUUUUCCUUGAGACUUUUCAGUUAACUUCUUUCAGAGGAGCCAAAACCCUUUCACUGUUGCUUCUCUCAGGCUGUGGGAGAUGUCAAAGCCUUUUAAAGCAGACUCAGCAGAUUUGGGGUCAGAGCCCCUUCCACCCUCCUCCUCCUCCUUCAGAUUCCCUUUCCUUUGGAUGGCUAACCAUGUCACAUCUGUGAUGGGCUUAAGGUUUGUUUAUUUAUAUCCUACUGUGUAGCCCACAGGGGAUCCCCCCACCCCACAAAAUUUCACCAAUGAAAAUUAGAUCAAAGUCUAGUGUGAGGAAUAGACCUGCCAUGCUGUAUUACUUCCUUUACAGGUAAGGGAUGAUCCCAUGUCUGGUGUGAAGGAUAGUUCCACAAUUUCUUCCUUUGGCUAGAUGUGGUUGGUGGGCACAGGAUUCUUCUCCAACUAACACCCCCAGGCCAGUCAGUGACCCACUGUGGAUCUGAGUCUUGACUAGGGACUGGAGGAUAAAUUAGAUUCAGGGCUUAUCCACACUUAUCUUUCAUCUACUCUUUCUAGGCUCUGUGUCUGAGUGCCCUUCUUUUUGCCCUGGAGUGUUUCCAGUGAAAAUCUGCUCUUUAAAUAUGAAUUGGAGCAAAUGGCAAUCUGCAGAAAACCUGGCUCCUCUGAAUGAGCACUAAAGAGUGAGGGAUGGGGGGGAAACUCCAGGGCAAAAAACCCCCAAUGUUUGGACAUGGAGCUUUUAAGCACAGACCUGUACCUGGAAAGCGGAGGACAAAAGAAAAGUGUGCAUAUGUUGUAAACAAAAUCUGGUCUUGAUCCCUUAUGGGAUACACAAGAGCCCUUAUAGAGUCCUUUGUAGGUUCUCCAUCGGUAGGAGAAAAGAACAGAGGCCAACCAGAGAAUAUUGAGAAGCAAAGCAUCUAGUAAGCCUGAUCUUCAUUAACGCUGUUGCAACAGGGUGCUCCCUUCACACACAGGAGAGUGGAAGUGGACCCAGAACAAAGGUGUGCCUCCCCUUAUAUAGACAUUUUGAAAUUCCCUGUCCUGGAGCUCUAGACCACAACCAGAAACAUCAUUCAUACAUCACAGAAGGGGUGUAGACCAAGACCACCCUCCAGAUACAUCAUACCUACUUCAUAGAAAAGGCGGUCUACAACAGAAUUCUGAGUGCUUUGUUUAUCUCCUGUCUGCCAGGUUAUCUGAUAAUGCCUUAUCUGAUUGCCUUUCCUGGUAGUCUGGCCAUUCUUUUGAGAUGGUAAUCACUUAAUUCCCGAGACAAUAGGAAGGUUCCCUCACCCUCACCGUCCUUGCAGAGAAACAUUUGGUCAGUUUGGGAGUCAAAAUGGUUUCAGGGCUGUAUUUCUGUGCUGCUGCAGACAUGUGGUUUAUAUAUUUAUGCAUGUCUUUGCUUGAUACAUUUAUGAACAUUUAUUAUAUAUCUAAGACCUUAAAAUUCUUAUAACACAUACCGUAAUAAGCCCUUUGUUCUCAUUUGAAGGGAAAUUGUCAAAUUCUUACUUUCCUAAACAAUAUGGGAAUGAAAGCAUGGGACCUUCCUUAGAAAUCUGUACAUGUCCAAAUUUUGAGGUGCGGUUUUCUAACCAAACUGUGUUUACAAAAAUGCAUAUACAUUGGUACCUUGGUUGUUGAACUUAAUCCAUUCUGGGAGUCCAUUUGGCUCCCGGAACUGUUCAAAAACCAAGGUGUGGCUUCCGAUUGGCUGCAGGAGCUUCCUGCACUCAAUCAAAAGCCACGUAAGCUGCGUCAGAUGUUCAGCUUCUGAUAAAUGUUCACAAACCAGAACCACUGUAUUAGGAGAGAGCAUGCAUAAAAAUGGAAUAUAUGGUGAAAAUAUCAUACAACAUGCUAGAAGUUGCUUGCAAGAAAUGUGUACCUAAAACUGCAUACAAAAAUGCAUGUGUUGGGGAAAUCUGUAUUAAAAUGCUAAAUAAUUUUUGUAAGGACUUUUUUUUAAUUGCAAAUUGCUGCAGAUAUUCAGAGAAUUGAGUUUAAGGUUAUAAAAAUGAGAAACAGAGAGAUCAGAAAUAUAGUGGUACCUCGGGUUAAGUACUUAAUUCGUUCCGGAGGUCCAUUCUUAACCUGAAACUGUUCUUAACCUGAAGCACCACUUUAGCUAAUGGGGCCUCCUGCUGCCGCUGCACUGCCACUGCACAAUUUCUGUUCUUCAUCCUGAAGCAAAGUUCUUAACCCGAGGUACUAAUUCUGGGUUAACAGAGUCUGUAACCUGAAGCAUAUGUAACCUGAAGCGUAUGUAACCCGAGGUACCACUGUAGAAAGGUCUUUCCAUCCCUCGUCUUGACAGGCAAGUUCUUUCAAUGCAUUUAAUUUCGUAAGUCCAGCUGGUUUAAGCAUGGUCAGGGCUAGCGCCUUGACUGUUUUCAGAAGCUAACACCUCUUGUCGUUACAACAGGCCAUGAGCAACCCUUCAGCAUUAUUCUCAGCUGCCUCGAAGACUUCAUGCACCAGCCACAAGAUACUGACAACAGAAUGCCGCUCACUGAUUAUUAUGGAAAUUCCAUCCUGGACCAGCUCCCCAGGGAUAGGCAAUGCCAGUUCAUCCUGAAACUCAGACACCAAGCUCCAGAGCAGCUGCAAAGAGGUAAGAAUAUAGUCCCGAAUUGCUGGCAAAUAUAGUCCCGAAUUGCUAGCUUGUGGCCUACUGUUUUAAUUGUGGGUAGAAAUUUAAUACCAACAUGAAUUUUCUCACUAAUUAGGAAUCCAGUAAAUUCAGAUGCAACUGUUUGAACUCUGGGCUAAUUUUUGUUUCUGAAUUUUUACUUUGAGAGUAAAAUUUGGCGCCCCACCCCAAUAUUAUUUUAUUAAGGCAAUAAAAUUGUCAAAUGUUAUUAAACACCUUAUUGGUUUAUCAAAUCACCAAAUAUUGUUAAUGGAGAUAGUUGAGGAGCAGGAAAAGGAUAAAGGGGGAAGGCAGAGGUUCGCAAUUUGUCCUCCUUCCCUAGUGGAGGCUAAUAACUGCUUCAGGAACUAGAAGAUUCAAUCAGCAAAAUGAGUUGCUGCUGUUUUUGGGGUGGGAGGACUGAACACCCCUCCCGCAAGCGAAUAUCUUUCUAGUCCCUCAUUUCUAUAUAAUGCAUUCCAGUAGUUCACAAAACAGUUCCAUCUCUCUGCAUAAAGAUCUUAGAGACCUCCCUGCCUCAUUUCUAAUAGCUGCCCAUCAUUCUGCUUUAUUAGAAAGCAAUACCGCUCAGAUAUUAUGGGCAUAAGGCCUAGUGCUUUGAUGGAUAUAUUACGAUCUACAUUUGUUGGGGUUAGCAGUGUAUGUUGAGGGCAGAAGAGACAGAAGGAAGACAAGGAGAAAAGGCUUGCUCAGCCAGGAUGGACAGCAGGGGAAGGAGAGGACAUUUGGAAGUUCAUGGAAGAUCAGCAGUCCCACUUCUUAAUUGCUCCGAAUUGCCUGCCUGGUACCCAGUUUGUACCUCAUGAACCUUGCCUUGGAAAGGGAACACCCUGAAACCUGAGGUACAUUUGUUAUUUCAGAAAAGGUACAGAAGCACACCAAGAGGAAGAAAUCUUUGAUCGAUUGGGCACUCCGCCGAAGCACCAGCACCCCAACUAGCAGCCCAGUAUCACAGUCUCCGACCACCUCGAGGAAGCUUUUUGGCCUGUCCCUGGAAUCAUUGUGUCCUGAUGGAAACCUCCCCAAGCCAAUUAUGGUAAGAUGGGGACCCAGGGAUGUUGUUUGGGUGCCUCUGCAGAAUAGCUUCUUUACUCUUUUGUUCACUGUGUCAGUGCAUAUUUAGAUGCAUGGGAAGAAGGCUGUGAAGGUGGCUUGGGCCCUAUCUGCACUAUACAUUUAAAGCAGUAUCAUACCACUUCAAACAGUCAUGGCUUUACCCCAAAGCAUCCUCGUACCUGUAGUUUGUUAAGGGCGCUUAGAGGUGGUGGUGGUUGGCGCUUAGAGUUUGUUGUUGUUGUUGUUGUUGUUUGCAUUUAUGCCCCACCUUUUUCUGCAAAGAGCUCAAGGUGGCAUACAUGGCUCUCCCCAUCCUCAUUUAAUCCCCACAUCAACUGUGAGGAUGGUUAGGCUGACAGAGGCAGCAACUGGCUCAAGGUCACACUGUGAGUGGGUUUCAUAGCCAUGUGGGGAUUUGAAGCAGAUCCUGGUCUAAUACUACACAACAGCGGUUAUUAAGAGACCCCUGUUCCCCUCACAUAGUGACAAUUCCCAGAGUGGUUUAUUAUGGUUGUUAGUAUUGUUAUUAUUAUUAUUAUUAAUAAUAAUAAUAAUAAUAAUAGUAAUAACAACAACAACAAUAAUUUCAUUUCUAUACUGCUUUAUAUUUCUAAGAAAAAAAUCUCAAAGCAGUUUACAACACAUUAAAACAUCAAAUAAAAUAACCCAGGAUAAACAUUACUGAAGAAAAUCAAAUACAAAGGGAGCUGGACUAGAGGACCCUUAGGACCUCUUUCAUAUCUAUGACUCUAUAACUGUUUAUAAUACAGUGGUACCUCAGUUUUCGAACAUCUCUGUUGACAAACAGUUCGGUUUUCAAAUGCUUCGGUAAAUGCUUCUGUUUCCAAACACGCCUCGGAAGUCAAACUUGCCAUGCAGCUUCCGCUGAGUGCAAGAUCCUGAGGCCUAGUUGUCGGCUAAUGAGUUUUCGGUUUUUGAACAUUUCAGAAUUCGAACGGUCUUCCGCAACUGAUUACGUUCAAAAAUCGAGAUACCACUGUACAGUGGAACGUCGAUUUUUUGAGCAUCUCGGAAGCUGAACGUUUUGGUUUUUGAACACCGAAAACCAGGAAGUAAUUGCUUCUGUUUUCGAACACACCUUGGAAGUCGAACGGCUUCUGCUGAAAUUGCAGACUGCCUUUUGCACUUCGGUUUUUGAACGUUUCAGAGGUUGAAUGGUCUUCCGGAAUGGAUUACAUUCGAAAACCGAGGUUCCACUGUACUGAAUUUUAAAUUGCAACCUGCCCUGGGACCUGCUGGUGAAGGAUGGGUAAUUAACAGCAACAACACGAAUAUUCUCUCUGUCAUGAAUGAGAGCUUAACCUGAUUGUCUAAAAUGCAAAUUAUAAUAAUUGCCCUUAGUGAUCAUAUAACUGACAUUGUUCACUUCCACACAACCCCAGGAUAUCCUGCAACUCCUGUACCAUGAGGGCCCCACCACAAGGGGCAUCUUCAGGCGCUCGGCUAAUGCCAAGACUUGCAAGGAACUGAAAGAAAAACUCAACUCUGGAGAUGAUGUCCAGGUGGAUGGUGAAUCUGUCUUUGUGGCAGCUGGAGUUAUUACAGUAAGUUGGACCAUAUUGGUAGUACUUUAAAGACCUUAAGUUUUGCUGUGCUGACUAACAAGGAACUGCUGCAGUGGCUUAAGGUGUAUUGUUGUGGUAUCAUAGAAUCAAUAGUUCGAAGGGACCCCAAUGGCCAUCAAGUCCAACCCCUUGCAAUUCAGGAAUUUCAACUAAAGGGAGGGCCUUUAAUUCAGAAUUGAUGGCAAGUGGUGUCAUAUAACCCUCUCAGCCUAUGGGCAACAGCAGUUUUGAGUCAUCCCAUACUAACAUUCAGGCAUGUCAACUAAUUAAGAUAACAGUAGAGAAGUGUGAAGGGUUAAAGACUGGCAAUCUGUGCAGAAAGAUUAGAGGCAUUCAACAUGCCAUUCUUCAUGGCAAUUAGUAAAAAAUUUGACCCUCCUUGCUCCCAUGAUAGUGCAAACUGUGCUUCAUGAAGAUACAGAUGAUGUUAAUUUUGCCCAAUAGGUUUUCUUGCAAACAGUGAGGUUUCUAGUAUUGUGGUGUUCUGGCCUUCUUACAGGUGGAUUCUGAGAAGCCCUGGAAAAUGAAACCAAGUGUGGUAGAGCAGCCUUGGGCAAUAAGCUUCUAUCUGCACAGCACUGCACACAAUGCCAUCAGACUGAAGUGCACAGGGUCCAUUUUGUGCUCAUGCCAAAAGGGGAUUCCAGACACUGCCAGUCAGCUGGUUGGCAGCACCUGCGGGGAUUGAAUGAGCAAAUACUUGUCAGGGCUUUGAAGCCCAUUGCAAAACAUUCCAGCAGGUCACCUGGUGUCAUUGUGAUGCUAGGUGGUUGACUGGUGGGUGUCCACAUCUGCCUAUCACAGGGUUUCCCAAACUUGAGUCUCCAGCUGUUUUGGACUACAAUUCCCAUCGUCCCAGACCACUGGUCCUCCUAGCUGUGGCAUGGCCAAACUUGGCCCUCCAGCUGUUUUGGGACUACAACUCCCGUCAUCCCUAGCUAACAGGACCAGUGGUCAGGGAUGAUGGGAAUUGUAGUCUCAAAACAUCUGGAGGGCCAAGUUUGGCCAUGCCUGUCCUAGCUAAUAAUGAUGGGAGUUGUGGUUAAAAAAACAUCUGGAGACCCAAGUUUGGGAAGCCCUAGCCUAUCAGAUUUGGGCCAUACGGUGAGGGAUAAAUAGACUUUUCCCACCCCUACCUUAAACUGUGUGGUUUUUGACACACACUCACAAAAUCAGGGCUUUUGUGCUUCAUUGUAGAAUAAAUCUCAAAAUUGACUCAGUUGCUCUCUGCAUGACUAACCAAAUCACUCUGCAUGUCUGUAUUUAAUAUAGGAUUUCCUACGCAAUAUACCUGACAGUGUUCUAUCCUCAGACAUGCACGGGCUGUGGAUGGAAGCCAUGGAUAAGGAAAGCCGAGCACAUAAGAUUGAAGCACUCAAAAGGUUUGCUACUGGGGCAGUCUGUCUGCUUUGAUAACCCUGGGUAGUGAAUAUCUACUACUACUCAGUCUCCCAUUCCAACUGUCAUGUGGGAUCCUUUAGAAAAAAUAGUGCCAUACGCUACAUUCUAGUAAGAUGCUCUUAUUUUAAGGAGAAUUUCAAGCAUGCCCCCUCCUCAAAAUGGCAAGGGGAUGGAAAAUUACUUGAUCCAUGUAGUGGGUGGGGGGGGGGGAAACAUAUGUGGACCCUGGCUAAUUUCUCUUAGCCUGACUUUAAGGGAAGGGCUCAGCAAGAGACCACAAGGUUUGCCAGCAGAAGAUCCAAGAUUCAAUCCGUGGUUUCUCCACUUAAGAGGAUCGGGGAGGGAGAGAAGGAGACGAUGGGAAAAACCUCUGUCUGAAUCCCUGGAGGGCCACUGCCAGCCAGUGUAGGCAAUACUGAGCCACAUGGCGCCUUCCUGUGUUCCUAAACUCACAGAGCGGUUGUGAGGAUAGAAUUGCAAGGGAAGAGCCUUGUCUACCGCUCUUGAGUGCAGUCGAGGAAAGGCAGAUUUGGAAAUGUGAUCUAUCAACAAGCAAGCUUCCAAUAUUUCCUGGAACACAGGUUGGAAGCCACUCUUCCGAUUUAUGCCAGCUGCUCUUCAUUCAGCAGUUGAUGGCUUUCCAUGGGCUUUAUACAUGAGCAUUAUAACAGGCUCAUAAUUUGGGGUAGAAUUAGAAAUGCAGAAGCAUUCAAGGCUCAAGUCCUGCUAUGGAUUCAGCUGAGGUAAGGUAUCAUUUGCAGGAACCCUGCUUCUCAGUUGUGCUGCCAGCUGCCCAGGACUGGAUACUUAUACUUUCUCGGGGGAAAUGAUAAAACUUUAGUCCGACAUGCAGUUGCCAAAAUCAAACCCAAGCAGCAUGUCCAAAGGAUUAAAAAAAUAAUAAUCCUUGUUAAGAAUUCUAAUGUUGCAUUCAAAAUUAAAGUAGCAGAAUUUCCUGCAAAUGUUGAAUGCUUGCUUUUCCUUUCUCAGUUGAUGUGAAAACUUGAGGCACAAGUACAUUUAGGGUAUGCUUUGGCUGUGCAGAGUAGUAGUUACUGUGCCACGAAAAUCCCAUCAGAUGUGGACCCUCCUCCAGGGAGCCGAUUCGCCCUUUUUGCCUGUGGUCUGAGCUGAUGUUCUUCAUUCUUGUUUCUCUUCUCUUUUUUUGCAGCUUAGUGAAUCAGCUCCCAGAAGCAAACCUCAUUUUGCUCAGACACCUAUUUGGAGUUUUACAUCACAUUGCGCAAAAUUCGACAGAGAAUCAAAUGAACGCCUACAACUUGGCCCUCUGCAUCGCCCCCAACAUGCUGUGGCUUCCCAGCCCAACAGGUCCUGAGGAGGAAAGCAAAUCCACAAAGAAGGUAACAGCCUUCUCUGCUUCUGGGUUUUUACCCACAUCCCUUUCGUUGGCUUUUCCCUUUGGCUCAGACACUCUGAACUCUGAUUAGACUUCCCAAAUCCUUGUUAAGUUUGUAGUCCCCUUUCUCAGAGCUGGAACACAGAGCUAGCAGUUGCAUGAUGCUAACCCUGGCCCAAAUUGCUUUGGUCAUCAUGUCCAGAGGAUAUUUGUGAUAUGGUAUGACAGUACUGACCACAGUAGCUCAUGCACUGGUUACUUCAAAACUGGAUUACUGCAAUGCACUCUAUGUGGGACUUCCCUUUGCAGAAUGCUGUAGCACAAUUGCUGACAGGAGUGAUAUCUUGUCAGCACAUAACAUCUCUGCUCAGAGAUGCACACUGAUUGUCGAUUUGCUGCAGGGCCAGGUUCAAGGUGUUACUGUAUAUAAAGGUGCUUAGGAUCAGUUUACCUGUGAGAUCACCCCAUACAUGCCCACUUUGACCACUUCAAUCUGCGGAACCGGCUCUGUUACAGGUGCUACACAAUACUUGUUCCACAUUUGUAAGAACUCAAUCUUUUAAUGUGGUAGCACCUGCACUUCAGAACUCCCUGCCUAUUGACAUCAGUCAGGCGCCUUCACUGCACUCUUUUUGGUGCCUGCUAAAAACAUUUUCAUUUAGGCAAGCCUACCCAGAUAUUUGGGAUGCGGGUGGCGCUGUGGUCUAAACCACAGAGCCUAGGGCUUGCCAAUCGGAAGGUAAGGUUCCAGCAGGAAGGUAAAUGGCGUUUCUGUGUGCUGUUCUGGUUCGCCAGAAGCGGCUUAGUCAUGCUGGCCACAUGACCCGGAAGCUGUCUGCGGACAAACGCCGGCUCCCUUGGCCUAUAGAGCAAGAUGAGCAUGCAACCCCAGAGUCGCCUGUGACUGGACCUAAUGGUCAGGGGUACCUUUACCUUCACCCAAAUAUUUAGAAUGCUGAUGUGUUUUUAGUUGAUUGCUGGUCUGGAUUUUCUGAAUCUUUUAAUUGUUUUACUAAUAAUCUUACCGUUUAUUCUUUCAGUAAACCGCUUUGAGGUUUUUGACGAUCAAGCAGUAUAUAAAUUUUAUGAAAUAAAUAAAACUAAGUGGGUUUGGGUGAGUGUCAAAGGGCAGAGCUGGAUAUAGCACAGAUCUUGUCCUGCUGCAUGCCCUAAGCAAGCCUCAUGCCCUCGGGCACAAUGUCCCGGUCCCAGUGUUGAUGUAUAAGAUUCACUGCUGGUCUCAUUCGUAUAUCUUAUUCAUAUAAUUUAUACAGCACUUGAUUAUUUAAAAAAACGAAAACCUCAGAACGGGUUACAAAGAAAAGAUAAAUCAAUAAAAUUAUCAAUAAGAAAAAGUGGCAUCAACAAUUUAAAACUUUCAGGAAGUUAAAAUUACAAUAGACCAAAAGCAAAUUAAUACUCACACCCGCUUUCUAAAUGUCUAAGCUUGUCUAAACAAGAAAGAUUUUAGCAGGUGCUGAAAACAGAACAAUGAAGGCACCUGCCUGAUGCCAAUAGGCAGGGAGUUCCAAAUGCGGGUGCUGCCACACUAAAAGAUUUGAGUUCUUACCAAUGCAGAGUGGGUAUUACGUGGCACCUGUAACAGUGCCAGUUCCACCAAGCAAAGCAGUCUUGUCCUUUGUCUCCUGGCUCAUCCACACUUCCACUUGUCCUGCCACUUUCCCCCAGGAAAACCUGCUCCUUACCGCUGAAUCAGAACAAACGUCAAAAAGCAUUUCUGCAGAUUGAUGAUUGUUCUGACUUGGCAGUAAGCAGUGGGUUUUCCAAGGGGAAGUGGCAGGACAAACGAAAAACCACUGGGGGCUGUGUUUUCUAGGCACAGGACAAGCGAAAAUGUGGACAAGCCCUUAGACACCAAAAUGUCUCGGGCCAGCCCUGCUGCUCCUCUGUUCACAUCUAAUGCAAAUUUCCCCUGCACAGAGACAAAAUGGGUUUGUUUGCUGAUUGUGUGCUUCAGCUCUUAAUCGCACAGUAGAAUAGAGACUGGAAUAAUUAUACAUAAUAACUAACAGACAAGUACCAUGUUGUUGGAAUUAGCCACAUGAACAGCAUCUAGAGCUGGUAUCCUCCACUUAAUAGAAUCAUAGAGUAAUAGAUAUUACCUUGGCAACUGCUCCCUUUCAUACAGGUGGCCAGGCUGGUGCAGUUCCUGAUUGAAAAUUCAGCUGAAAUUUUUGGAGGGGACAUUGCUACACUGUUCCAACAGUCAGAGAAAGAGAAGUCCAAGAGUGCGGGUGCCUUCCUAGGUAAGACCAUGGCUGACAUACAUAUCUGUUCAUUUAAUAUCCCCGCCUUCUCAGGAUGCUAAUGAUGGAUUACAUCCCAGAAUGGAAUAGAGACCAGAAAGGGGCCGGGGAUUUCAAAGUAGAAAGAAUCACCUGACUGGCUAUGCCCACAGGAUUCCUCCAGUCACUCCAGCAACCUGUUCUCCCAGUGGCCAGCCAGGUGCCUGUGGGAAACCAGCAAGCAGGACCUGAGGCACUGUAGAGGCAGAAUAUAGCUAUUGUGGCUAGUAGCCAUUGAUGGCUCUCUCCUCCACGACUUUGUCAAAUCCUUUUUAAAAGCCAUCUAGAUUGGUGGAGAAAAGAGAGAGAAGGAGAAGGGCACCAAGCUGUGGCAGAGCUGAUUUCCCCAUUAAUCCCCACCGCCCCAAAAAACCUAACUUGUCCCAUGGAUUUCAGUGGACCUAAGGAAGGGGGAUUCAUGGAGGACAAGGUUAUCGAUGGCAACCUGCCAUGAUGGCUAUGCUCUGCUGCCACAGCCGGAGGCAGUAAAUGCUUCUGAAUACCAGUUGCUGGAAACCACAAGGUGUGGGGAGAGGGCUCUUCUGCUUGUGGGUUUCCCAUCUGCUGGCCGCUGUAAGAACAGGAUGCUGGACUGGAUGGGUCAUUUGGCCUGAUCCAACAGGGCUGUUUUUUGUGUUAUUAGGUGCUCCCAGAUGGGCUCUUAAUACUGUGAACAGCUGAGAUAUUAUAAAUGGGUUGUUGGCAACAGGUUUUCUUUACUGAAUUUUCCUCAAAUCCAAAUUAAAAUGGGGUUAAAAUCCAAAUUAAAUGGGGUUAAAAUAGGGCUGGCAUUUUGACACUUGUGUGUUGGCGCUGGAAAUAAAAACCACACACACACACACACUUUGCAUUCCUGAGGAGCACAGCAGAUGCACAUUUAUCUUGAUGUGGCUUCCUCUUAUCCCCACAGGCCAGCUCAAUGAUUCCUCAGAUGAGAUGGAAAGUGCUCCCUCCUACCAAGGAAGGGCAAAUCAGCAUUAUGUGCAGGAAGCAGGCGGUGAAGGCCUCUUCAGCCCAUUUGAUGGACUGAUGCUCAAUGAUGAUCAAGAGGACUGGGAUUUGUUUAGCGAGAUCACUGCCUGCUAUCAGAGCAAAGCUGGGCACGCCAGUUCCAACAGCUGCAACUUCCUGAGAGAGCAGGGAUCCUUUUGCUCACACUGCCCAGUCUGCUCACUGGGGCCUUCAAGGAAUCGGUGCUCUUCGGAGCCCAGCGUUUGCCUGAGCUCUCAGCUUUCUGUUGAGGACCACGAGCCAGUGGCCCGGCAAUCCAGUUGUGAUGCCACCAUCAUGCACAGCCACAGUGAUUACGUCCGCAGGCUCCAGCAACUGCAGAUGGAGAGCCAGAAGCUCAUAGAUGAAGGGCUGAACCCUGGUCCGAGCAAAGGAAAGCAGAGUUUCUGGGGGGCCUACCCAAGCACCAGCAUGCCCAAGAAGCUUGACCCUCUGAAGUCGUGCCUGUCUAACACGUCUAGCUUCUCCAGCCUUUCAUCAACCACCACAUCUGCCUCCUCGCUGAGCUCCUUGGAGAGCGCUUUCUCGUACUGCUCAGAGUCAUCUACCUUCAGCCCCACUGAAGCCUCCACCCCUUCGUUCAUAUUUGAGACGUCUACCGAGCACCACGGCUUGUCCCCUAAGAUGGCAGAGAGAUCCUUGAAGGAGUGGCACAAGCCCUUGACCUCCCCAUUGCCUCUGGGCCCUUGCAAUGUGGGCGCUUGCUGCGGGAGACAGGUGGAUGACCAAGAGCCAAGCUGCAGCAGCAGAGUGUCAUCGAGGGUCUUCAUACCCAUAGGUAGCCCGUUUCAUGAGGACAACUGGGACGAAGAGAGGAAAGAGGCAGGAGCUGCUGAGAUGUUUGGACGCACUCCUGUGAAGCCAGACUUCAGAGGUCAUUUCCCUAACACCAAGAGCCAUUCUCUGCCAGCACCGCAAGUGCAAAGGGAGAAAUCUGUGAAGCACAUUGAGAUCAGUCAUCCCAAAGCUUCGCAUCGCGGCCAAGAAAGCCUGAAGCGCACCAAGAUAACCGUAUUCAUGGCACCUAAAACGAGCUAUCCAACAGCAUCUCCUGUAGGGCAAAACAAGGAGGAGACAGCCAAGAAUCUGCAGAGCAUGAAAAUUCAUAUUCCGCAGACAGUGUUCUACGGGCAAAACACUCCUUUGGUCCUCCAAUCUGCCUCAAGGAGAUACCACCAUGAAUCAGUGAGCCAGUCACCCCAGGUGGAGAUCUCUGAAAGUGUUCCCCUCGUGGAAGUCCCAGAGGACCCAGCUGAGCAGGAAGGGUGGCACACCAGGGUCCAGCGGAGCACAUUCGGCCAAAACCUCCGCGUCUUUCUCCCGACCUCCAUCCGCAACACCGUCCGGGAGUACUUCAACCAGGAAAGCUCUAAGGAAUACUGCAUGAUGAGAGCAGAAUCGGUGGAGAGUGAGCUUCUGCGCAACAGGGCAGAGUGGCUUAGAAGCCAGCCCCGCCCCAACGCCCCGCCCAAGAAGCACAGCGGUCGAAUGUUUCCAGAAGAAACCAUUGUCUAG